GGAGAGGAGCUGUAGCGUCAUUUACAUGGCAUAGAUCUUAUUGUGCUUUUAUUUUCUUGUUCCUGGGUCCCCAAGAGUGCUGCAAGUGACUGAUGUGGUGAGAGAAAGAAAGAAAGAAAGAAAGAAAGAAAGAAAGAAAGAAAGAAAGAAAGAAAGAAAGAAAGAAAGAUGUUAAAAUUAUUAAAACAAAAAAGCAAGAAUUAGCGAACAGUUUUCACAUUUGAUGUUCAUUGAUGUACCCACAGCCUUAUGAAACUUAAAACAAAUAACGUUUUUUGCAAACAGACUUUAACUCUACUGUUGAUUUAACAAAAAGAAACAGCUAAUCAUGGAGGGAAAACCUAUUGUUAUCAUAAUGAUAUCAGACUAUUUGACAAGAUUUUUUAGAUAUUAAAUUGGGAGGAAAAAAAUGACAAAAGACUGAAAAGUGUGGCUGUGAGUUGAUUUUUAUUUAAUUUGCUCAAGACUCAAGACCCUUGUCAAACACUGUUUAAACUCUGUUUCAUCACAUAGCGACUGGUUAGAAACUGAGUCUGGGUUAGGGUUAGGGUCUCCUCCCUGUUAUUAAACUCUGGUUGUGUUACUACAGCUUCCUAUCAGUGAAUGAUACUUGACUGGGGUCAGGUCUGUCUGUUUAGGCUUCCAUGAAGGCUGCUCUCACCAAAGGGAAGUUCAAUUGUCUGGAGUCUCAGUUGUCGUGUUGAAAAGUCAUUUACAAUUUACAGAAGAGUUGUAAAGGAGUUACAAUUGUAAAUCCUUUACAGUUGUGAAGGAUUUCUCACUAAUCUCCUCCAAAGACUUAGGGAAGCUCCUUUACACUGGCAGAAAAGAGGGCCAUUUGUUUGUCCAAGGACAGAGGGCAGAUGAACUAUGAUUUCAAAAGCUUAAGAAAGAUGGACAUGUGUACUCACACCUCAUGUUGUGUUCAAAGUGCAUGUUGAUUCUCUCCCUGUUUAGAUCUUUCUACACACCUCCACAUUUUUUGUCAACUUUAUAUAAAUGUCCUGCAGCAUCAAAUUCAUGGCAAGUGAACAAAAACAAUCAAGUUUAUCAGUUUGAACUUUAAAUACCUUGUCUAUGAUGUGUAUUCAAUUAAACAUAUGUGGGAAAGGGUUCAUAUAAAUCAUGUUUUAUUCCUGUUUUACACAACAACCCAACUACAUUGGAGUUGGGGUUUGUACAUUAUGAAUAACACAGUUGGAAAGAAUAGUGCUCCAUUUGAGUCUUAAAUAUAGGUCUAAUGCUAAGAUAAUAUCUAAUAAAUGGUGUGAACUUGUGGACUAGUCUAAGCCAUGAUAGGUUGAAAAUAAGUCCCCUCCUGACCCUGACAGAAACCAGAUAAGACUCAGUAAAAUGGCCUCCCUGGCAGCAAACAUAUGUUCUCGUCAAGUCUCUUGAAAUAAGUCAUCAACUCCAUCUCUAUCAGGUCUAUGAAGGGGCUGGGAUAGGCCUUCUGGACAGCCUCCUUUACCCGGUCUCAAGGGCAAAGAGGGGGAGGGGGAGCAUCUGUCUGUGUAGUGACAUCAUCCCGUCAAAGCCGCUGGAAGGCUUCUCCUGCACAUUACCGACCCGCCCGCCCGUCCGCACUGUCCGGGAGGAUGAAUCCAAACACUGUGAUUCCAUUUACAAAUCCGUCCUGAAUAUCACACCAAUCAAGCAAUAUCAUUUUCACCUUCCUCUGAGUGAGAGAGAGGAGGACAAUGAGCAGAGACGGCGAUCUGAAAUCUACUGUCUUUACAUGUUUUCUCUUGAAAAGCCUUUUAAAGCCGGGCACUGGAAGGACAGAGAGACAGAGAGACGAGGAGGAGAGGGGAGAAGAAAGGAGAGGAGGUAGGAUGAGAGGGCUUUGGGAUGGAGAUGAUGCGACAAGAAGGAAAAGACCGUGUUUCACUGCAGACAUCGAUGCUCUUUACAUUUCGACCAUUCCUCCAUUUUUUUUUCUUGGAUGAUAUUUGUCUAUCUGGAAAGAGGCCCAUGAUAAUGUAAGCUGCGCAAAUGGGCUUUUUUGAAUCUUAAAAGGGUUGAUCUUACUCUUUAGCUUCUUUCUCUCGAAAAGCCGCUGCCUCUGUUUCUGUGGUAUUGUGUAGCAGGAUCUGGUCGCUCUGUUAAUGCAGAGCAUACAGGCUAAUGCUGCAUGGCCUGGCCUAAAAACUGAGAUUAUCCGCUCCACUCAAUGUCGGGAGGGCUGAUAUGAAACACCACUCUUAUAUAACACUUGUAAAGGGACAGUUUGCCUCUCUGUCAGUAUUGAGUGUGUCGUGGUGUAGUGACAAAUAGAGCAGUAUAUUAGAUGUAUUUUCUUGCAGGGACCGUGUGUGUACUCUGCAGCACUCAUGAGUGUGUUUACACUGCUCCGGUGCCUGAAUGACGCCUCUGUUCCUAUGUCUUAUUUCUAAGCACCGAGUAAUGUCAUUCCUUCAGAUAGACCGCAUCCCCGUCACAGUGUCAUUCUGCACUGAUAACAGCCUUCCUCACCAGACGUAGCCUACUUUUUCACGUAUUUUUCACUGUCACUAUUUGUAAAGGAGGAGGUACUCCACUAAUAAUGAAAGACCUGCUCUUCUUCAUGUUAAAGUGAAUCAUAUAGUCUCCCCUCCUUUUGUUUACAUCCUGGUCCAGCUCGAUCCAAUCUGGUCUUAGCCUCAUUUAGAUCCUGCCGCCUGGUUGUUUCUCUCUGCAAUGGCUGCCUGCUUGAUGUGUCCUUGACAUGUCGAGGCAAAAAAAGGUGGAAGAGGAAAGUUGUCUGUGUUCAAUGCUGAUUUUUCUUCUCUAUCAUGUCCAUUAGGGGAGGUACCCCUGAGCGGUUAAGGGCUGCCAAAAGGAAGAGGAGCUGCAGGUAAACAUGUGACCUUUGAAUGAUGAAUAGGGAGCUCUUUUUGAAUGGGUUAAAACUAGGAACUACUUUUUCAGUUUGUCGUGGUUUCUUGUUACAUUUUAAACAGUGUUUCUCUUGAAUAGCCUUACAGCUAAAUGUGAAGAAAUGUAGUCAGCUUGUUGCACCUACAUUGGUAAACAGUUCACCAGAGAGCAGAGUGAUGCAAAGCUUCAAUCAAGGUUGUUUUCUGCCUCACUUUAAUUCCUGUCCUUCCCUAUCUGUCUUGGGUUUUGGGCUGCCUCUCUCAGUGUUCACAGUGGACCUUGAUUUAAAAUCAGUCAAUUAAGGCACGCGGUGAAUGCCAAGUGAGGAGCCUUGCUGCUCCUUAACCUGUCAAGGAAUGUAAUUAAACUGCUCCACAUAUGCCGGCUGUAUCAUCAUCAUCAUCAUCAUCAUCGUCUGCCCAGAAAAGAUCGGAUUAUUUUAAGACUCAUACAUUAUAAUUAAUAAUCAAAAUAAAAAUUACUUUGUGAUUGCUGUAUGUGGCUUUUAACCUCUCAGAUUUAUAUUGGACAAAAACUCUAAAAAGAAAGAGAAGUUGUUUUGGACUAUCUAUCAUCUUUAACCGUUUUUGAGAUGGUAUUUUUUGCUGAACAGUGUUGAAUAAAGUCUGACUUAUGGAACAUAAAUAUUUCAGUAUUUAUUGAUUCAUUUUUUUUAUUUUUUUGUGAAUCCAUUUUAAAGUGUCCAUGGUCUCUGUAACACAAAGUAACCUUUGAUAUGGUUGGGGAUAUAGGGAUGUCCUCUUAAAAGAACCAGAGCUAAUUUUCUCAAAGUCAAGGAGCAAGAUGGUAAACAUGAGGAAAGACACAGAAAACCUGAAGAUAAGUUAUUUAUUAUAGACAGUUUUAAACAAAGGACAUGAGUUCACCACUUAAAGCCUCUGUGAGGGGUUUUGAAAUGUUUAAAAAAUAGGCUGUAAUUGCAAUUGAUGCCUUUUUACGACAUAUAAAAGCAAACAAAAUCAUCAGAAACAAGAGUGACAAUUUACAUAGUCAUUUUUAAUAUCAAAAUUGGUGCAUAGGGGUAGGUGUCAGCAAAGCAGCUAGAGAAAAAGCCUCGGUCUUACUCUUUUCACAUUAAAUAUUCACAAUAAACAAAAUGUCAAGAGUCAGCAGGAUGAGAUGUUUGUCAGCAGACACAACUCACACAUGAUAAGGACACAACACAAACCAAAAGUUCCUUGCAGGAGCUUUGGGUUAAUUAUAGAUACUUCUGGUCAAGAAUUACUCUAAUACAAGUAGAGUUGCUUCAUCAGAUAAAAAAUUAUGAUGAAUCACUGUCUUAAAAAACAGUGUUCAACCCACUUAAAAUGAUAUCAAUACAUUAUGAUAUUUCCACAGUGGAUAAUGACACUGGAGUGCACAUUCUGCUGAGUUAUGGUGACUAACUGAAGACUAAAAUAACUUAUUAGUUACACAAACAGCUUAGUUCGAAUGUUCACCUGAAAAACACAAACAUAAGUUUGGCUGCAUACCUCAGUACGAGCUCUCAGGUUGGAUUGAUGAAGUUUGAAUCCUUCUUCAUUUGAAAAUCCUCAAACAUGAGCUCCUGGUUAUGAGUGGUCAACCUUUUCUGCUUCAGCCAUCAUUAUCAACACUAUCUGCCUGAUCUGAGUGACACUUGCUCUACGUUCAACAAUGUGCAACAGAUACAGCAAUACCACUGAGAGAGAGCAGAGAGUUAGGAGGACGUUCUAAGACGUGGAGGAGCGAAAAAGUACAAUAUUUGUGUUUGAAAUAUAGUUGGGCGACAGGAAAAAGUUUGAAGGUAAUGUCUCUGUGUAGUUUAAACAGCACACAGCAGCUUGCUCAUUUAUAAAUGCCUCAUUAGGAAGAGCCAGCCAGUCUAAUCUUACCUGAUUGCCUGUUAAUCCUCAGUGAAGAUUGCUCUACAUUUAGUCCCUCUGCCAAGCUCUGGGAGUCUCAACAUACAGUAAGUUAUGUCAGCCAUACUAUGAGCUACAUGAGCAGUUAGCUUCUCUCACCAAUUCUUGGUUGACUUCUGCAACUUUGAAGCAUGUAUUUGAUAUAUUUUUUCCACACUCACUCACAUCCAUCCAUAUACAGUUUCAAACACAAAGAUGAUGUCAUAUGACUUUGUUUUCUUGCUGUCAAUCUAGUUACAUAUUAAUAAUCCCUCAGGAUCAGGCAGAAAACCUUUUCAAUUGUGUGUUAUGUAACAAAAUGCAGAGGAUAAUACAGACAGAAUCUGUGAGAAGGCAUCACAAUUGUCUGAUGUAGGAUCCCUUCAUCUGAAACAGGUAACACAAGUCUACAAAAACUCCAAUACAACAAAUACACAGAAACAGACAUGCACACAAACAUAAACACUCGUGAACAUUUUCAAGGGGUCGAUGUUUGAUGUUAAAGUUCAGUUAUUAUUGAGGCUUGGAGUUAUAGAGACAUGUGAUAUGCACAAUAAGGGACACAGUUGAUUUAACUGACAGGUGGGCGUGUUUAGCUGUUUGUCUGAAGGCUUGAAGUCUGCCCUCACUCCAGUUAGUUUUUCCAAUAUGAUGACUGCUUUUACUGACAUCUCUUUAAAAUUGUUUUAUUUGGCUGUACCAAGACAAGUCAAAGCAUUAUUUGUUUUUGUUUAAGUUGUCAAAUUAACAAACCAGGUUAAGGAAAGGACAGCACUCAAAAAUGACAAAUGAAUGGUUUUUGUUCUCUGGGUUUUAUAUUAUUUUUUAUCCCAAUACAAUAUGAACUGUUUCUUCUUAGAAAAGUAAUCAUCCCAUACUGCUUCUGUUACAUACUGCUUCACUCCAGUACUGUGAACCUAAGACACCAGGCUAAUAGAAAUAGCACUGAGCUAAUUGUAUUUCUUUGGAAAAUAACCCAUAAUGCAUUGUGUCAAGUAGAGUUUUUUUUUCCUCAUGAGAAAAUCAAUAUUGCAGGACUCAGUUUUACUUUGGGAGGCUAUGUGUUAGUAAUGCAGUAUCAUUAUUAUUAUCCUAUCCGACCAUUGUGCACUAUGGAAGCGAUUGUGACUCAUAUCUCAAAUUCAAAAUCAUUAGCAGAAAUGCUUUUUCAUUUCAAAGUCAUGGCUGCACUAUUUGACUCAAAAAUAAAAAUAAAAAGCAAUAUUCCAAAAUGCAUUUUCAUUUUCUUCUUCAAGACUGCCCAUUCUGUGACUAAAUUAAAAAGAAAAACCAAACUCAGAAAUGCUUUUUCCUUUUUUGUGCUCGCCCCGCAAAAGCGUCUCCGGAACGUCACGGACCCCACUUGUUCUGGCCCCUUCUGGCCGAUAGGGGGCAGUGAAUCCGCGUAUCAUUCGUUCAAUUGAUAUUCAAUCAAGAUUCAAAAAAGAAAAAGUUGAAAAACGGUUUGUUUUCCCUUUUUGAAAUGAAAACAAAUAAAUGAAAAUUAGUUUGUUUUCCAAUAUUCCGUCAGUUAACAUAGAUCAGAUUAACUAAAGUUGAAUUACGGGCCACGGGCUGAUUUUGUUUUUAUUAUUUAAUUUGUACGCUUAUUGUGAGUCAUUUUUGAGUCAAAUAGUGCAGCCAUGACUUUGAAAUGAAAAAGCAUUUCUGCUAAUGCUUUUGAAUUUGAGAUAUGAGUCACAAUUGUUUCCAUAGUGCACAGAAUACCAUUAAGCAAAACAUUAUCUGUCUCCAAAACUGGUGGUUAAUAUUGUUGUGUUACAAUGUCAAGGUAGUCUGUAGUACUGCCAAAUGCUCACUAGAUGGAAGCAAAACAUAUAUCCACACAGAAAGUCAGUAUGUACAGUAUGUUUUCUAAGUGAGUAUUUAAAAACUGAUUAUACUUUCACUUACAUUAAUGGUUGCACCAAGACAAAAAAAAAAAAAAAAGAUUUAGUUCUAACAUCUUUUGGAUGGGGGAUCCCUUGCUUCACAUAUGUGUCACAAUCAGAACUCAAAUCAGAAUAAAUAGCCAGAGGUGGGGGGAAAGUCCCUAUGUUGCAAGUCCAAGUCGAGUCUCAAGUCUUUGCUCUCAAGUCUCGAGUCAAGUCCAAGUCAACACAGACAAGUCCCAAGUCAAGUCCAAGUCCUGAACUUUUUGCUUCGAGUCCCAACCAAGUCCUUACCGUUUCUUUCAAGUCAAAAACAAGUCAUAUCAAAGCCAGAAACCAUUUGUUAUAUGUAAAGAUUUACAUAAAUCAUGAGCAUUUUUCUCAAUUUGCAUUUAUUAUUAAACAAGAGUUCUUGUUUGUGUUAAGAUACAUAGUGCAGCUAUGUCGAAUGAAGUUGGAAGUAGUUUUCAUUCCAUCACUGAUUUUGGCACUGCAUGUCUUGCAUUGGGCUUUUCUUUUCUCUUUGAUGUCAUCCACCUCGUAAUUUUUAAAACCAAAAGCUAUAACUGCUGGAGUAGUCAUGUCUCCUGGCUUCCAGUUCAGUUCACCAGUCCAGCAGUAGUGACAGAGUGAAGCCGGGUGUGUUUCUUUUUUACGUGUUGCCUGUUUCCACGUGGAAACAGGCGGGCAAUACUAGCGAGCGAUUUAUGUUCAGUCCCCCCAGUGUUGUCGUUAUGAGGGAGGCUAGAGUUUGAGACAGUGUUGCCAAGUUUUGUGAGAGAAAUAAGGAAACAGACCUCCAGAAACAAGCCAAAAACAAGAGAAUUUUUUUGCACGAAAUACGCAGACUUGGCAACACAACACGGUGUUACCAACAGCCGUAAUUCCUGACUAUUAGUUGAUGCGACACUUUUUAAACAGUUUGGGCUUGCUGUAAGGUAUUAAGUGACUUGAAAAGACUUGACUUUUCAAGUCACUGGGCCCAAGUCAAGUCAAGUCUCAAGUCUUUAGCAAUCAAGUCCCAAGUCCCAAGUCCAAGUCAUUUCUUGAUUUCAUCAAGAAAAUCUUAAGCCAUCAAAAACGGGAGUCAAGUCCAAGUUGAGUCUCGAGUCGGGUCGUCAAGCCCCCACCUCUGUUAAUAGCCAUGGAUUUACACCUUCUUCACCACCCCCUCUUCCUGUUUACUUUUGUCGUAUCGCCCUUGACAUGAAGAGGGUGGGCUAUCAGCAGUCAGCCACCAGGGGGCGGUUCCGAUGGUUUCACACUAUCAGUUUUCUAGAGGCAGCCAUGGCAACCAUCAGAAACCUGACUGCCACUUGAGGCCGAUGUAAUCCAGUAUACUUGGGCUAUGCUUUCCUUAAUAUUCACAAUAAUAGUAAUAAAAUUACUCCUGCAGUUGCACUGCAAAAUUUCAUCCAUCGCUGGCACUUAUUAGCCUCAGGGUGGACCUGCAGGCCAACAAAAAGACUUGCAUUUUCAGAUUGUUUGAAGGUGGCCUUGCUUAAAAAUCAAUAUUCUUUCAUCAUUUUAACUUACAGAUUUAUUUGCAUCUUUGCUUGAAGGCAGUUCUCUUGGUCUCAAAAUGAAUGUAACAAUUCAUCAAAUUCAUUUGAUAACUGUUCAAAAACUAACCUCAAUCUCAGUCAGGCUCUUCUACGUGCAUUGUUAAUUUACAGCCAUCCUGAGAAAAAAAAGGAAAUAAAAAGCUUUAAAGAGUCUAAAUAACUAACUCUUUCUUUUGUCAUGAAUUAUCAAUAAAUCAACUGAAAUGAGUGUGCAUUCUACUCACUGCAGCCAAUAGUCAACUCAAUGAUACUUCAUCCUAUUUAUGAAAACGUGAAAAAUAUUAAAGGUGCUUAAAUGUUAAAAAUGCCACAUGGAUAUUGACACAUACACACUUCAGAUGCUUAAUAUCAAUUAUUUUAUUUGUGUUCAAGAAUGUUCAAGGACAAGUCCUUACUGUAAUAUACAUUUUCAAACACACAACACAACGAUUUCAUCUUCCUCAAAAAUAUUCCAGUUCACUAAAAAACAGUUGAAUGACACAUUUCCCCCUGAAUAGCAUCUCCAAGUCAGACGGAAAAUAUCCCAGGAUUGCACACAUGAAGUCUUGCCUGAGAUGGGUUCAAAAUUCUCUGCUGUCGCUACAUUUUUCAAACACUGUAAAAGACAGCCUGAUGUAAGAACAAAUACCAUUUUACCUACAGUUGGCAUGCAUUCAGACAAUCAAAGUAUGAUUUAUUAGCUGAGGCCAAUAGGUACACCAAACAGCCAUCCUGUGGUUUGGGAUCAAAAUUAUUAUGCCCAUUUAGAUGUAAAAUAUCUGGAGGAGAAAAAUUAGAGUUAAAUAAAGUGUAAAGGAGGACAAUGAAGACCAGUUCAAUUCAAAACUAUAAACUGCCAUCCGGUGAAAAAAACAAAAACAAAAAAAAAAACCAUCAGUCUGUCCAGUAUUCUCCUGAGAUAUUACCAGGCAGUUAUAGCUACAGUUUUUGCAGUUGAGGAAUCUUUUUACCAUUUACUAUUAGAAUCAGAAAUCUGAUGAUAUCAACAAUGAAGCACAACAUUUACUGAUGCUGUGGAAACAAGAGAACCAUUUAGGAAUAUAGGCUAAUGGGAGAAAUAAAGUUGUGCCAGCUGCUCUUACUUGGAAGCAGGUUGCAGGGCUUUUGGACUCAACAGUGCAACAUCAUCUCGUCGUUGUUAUAGCUUAUCAAAGCGUAAAAACGUCAAGAAAAUCAGACUGAGUCAGGCAAACUUUGAUUUUAUUUUAGUUUCAAGAAAAUUAAUGUUGAAGUGCAUCCCCCCCGUCAGCCACUCCAGCCCUAUAUAACCUCUAAAUGUACCACUAUUACGACCCCUCCCCUUUCGGUAUAUGACAGACAGCUCGCAGCUCUUUACUGAGGGAGUAAAACGGAAAAUAGGAGCAGUUCAGCCGUGCUGGUUGGAUGAUGUGUCUUGAGAAAGGCCCACCCUGUUACACCCACCAACAACAUGUUCAUGUGCGCUAAGAUUGGUAUGUUGUAAUAUUUCCAACUUCACCUGAACGCAGCGGGAGACAGGAGGUGGAGAGGAGGGUGGGGGAAGAUAGCAACGGCCAGCUAGCGCCAGCACAACGAGUCUGUUUACCACCAACUAACCGCUAUCCUAUGGACAUUUGCGCUACAAAUACCUCCACAUUUAACCAUUUACCUUAGCUAAAUGUGUGACUCCAUAAGCAUUUCGUCGUGUGUGCCUAAAAUGAGGGAAAUUGGCGCCGGUUGCUGGCUAGGUUAACGUGAAGACAAAAGGGCAUCUCUAUAUGUGAGCGACCGAAAUCUUCGGAUGAGAGUUUCUGUUUCCCGUUUGUGGACCAGCUCGGCAACACCUCCAGCUGCUCAACCGACCCACCGGCCCUGGAAACUGUCAAAUCAGGGGUGACAAGCCAACCAAACUGACAAAAUGAAAUUCACAGAGCAUCUCUCCGCUCACAUCACACCGGAGUGGAGAAAACAGUAUAUCCAGUAUGAGGUAAGUUAGCUUCGUAAACCUCUCUCUGUUAGCCUUAGCUAGCUGACUCAGUCACUGAGCAGCUACUGACGGAUGACCCGGAGGCUGUGGAGUUAUUUUUUUAUUGGUUAUUCUGUAUCUUAUAUCUAUAUGUAUUUAGCCAUGGUCAAAUGUGUGGUUCUUUUACUUUACUUUGUCGUUUAAACAAUAGGGAAGUAAAGGACUAUCUCAGUUGCAAGGCCUGAAAAUUAAGCUAUAGCCAGGAGCGUGUCCAGACUUUGUUGACCCGGGUGGCCCAACUGAGGCACUGACUCAGUCAAGGGGGGCAUAGAGUUUUUGUGUGUGCACCCACAUAUACACAAACAUAAUUCCUUACCAUUUCUCUUGAGACAAUUAGUGUCUCCAUCAAGUAUAUCCACAAAGACAUUCACUGGAAACUGUAUGCUGGAACAAACGUGUGUGACUCCAUAACAUCUCAGAGUCAGAGAUGCAUUAUUCACCCUGAACAACUGGAUUUCCCACAGUGAUGAGUAUUUCUGAGUCUGAAACAUGAAAGUAUCAAACACUUUAUACUCCUGUGUCAAAAGUAGACCUGCAUUUAAAUGCUGCCACUAAAUAUAUCAUUAAUAUUAUUGACCAUUAGGUGAUCUGCAGGAGUUGGCUUGCAGUGUGUGAAGAACAUUUGUCAUGCGCCUGUCUUUCGAAAUAGAUGUUUACAACCCGCUGUUCAAAUAAGCCAGGAUUCUGUCUGAAAUGUCACUAUAAACAGAGCACCAUGCCUUUCAAGACAUUGGCAUCUCAUAUUUUAUUAAUACAGAGCAUAUGCAACAUAUCAGAGGUGACAACUUUAGAUCUAGCUGGUGAAAAAUUAUUAUGUUAGCAAAAGAAACUGAAAUGUUGUGACAUCUGAUAAGUAUUUCAGAGCAGCAGUUCAAGAAAAACAUGUAUGUGAAAUUACACAAUGUGAAAAGAUUUGGAGAGAAAUCUUUAUCUCCCGGCCUAGCUCAUUUCAGAUGGACUGAGUUAGAGUGGAAAUCUGUCCUGUGAUCUGAUGAGUCAAAACCUGAAAUCUUGUUGGAAAAUCAUGGACACUGCAUCCUUGUACAAAAAAGGGACCAUCUGGCUUGUAAUUAGCACACAGUUCAGCAUCUGUGAUGAUAUGGGGGUAUCAGAGCACAUGGCAUGAGUAAACCUGCACAUUCGUAUAAGCAUCAUGGCCCUCAUUUAUCAAGCUUGCGUACGGCAGAAAACUUGCGUACACCUUGCGUACGACAAUUUUGACAAGAGGAUCGGCAAAAAAUAAAUCAUAUUGAUCGAUAUCGAUAAUUAUCGAUAUAAUUAUUAUAAUUAUUUAACAUAUAUUUUAAUUGCAGCCCUGGAUGUUUUAUGCUAUUGCUUAAUGACCUACUUUUAAUAAAGAACACACAAGCACUGAAUUCAAAUUCAAACCUUUAUUUAACCACCUUUUUUAUUUUACCACAACUGAAAGUUUUUUAAAAAAGAACUAAAAAAAAAAGAAAUCAACUUAAGUGGCCUGAGUGACGUCAGUAAAUACCGACAAACAUAAAGACUAAAGUGACCAGAAAAUCUGAUAAAUAAAUAUUUAAAUAGUCUUUUGAUGAAAAUAAACAAAACAAACAAAUAUAUAAAUAAACAGAAUAGCUUUAGGUGGGAAUAGCAUACUACCAGUUUUAACUGUGUGGGAAACUGCCCACAGCCUGGUGUCUGAACACUGAAAUAUUUCUCCCGGGGUCGGGAGAUUUAUUUUUUUUAAUUAUCAUGUGAUUGACUUAAUACACAAACUGAGCACGAGAAGCAGGACUUAUCCACGCCGGUGUUGUGUCGUAGAAUGCACCCCUGCCGAAUGCACCCCCUGCUAGUAGCCAUGAUCCAAAUACUCGCGUCUUUGUAAAAUAUGAGCUCAUUUUCUUCCACUUUAAGAAGCUAAUGAGUGGACGGGAACGUAUUUCCUCCGCACCCUUCUCACCUUUUCAACCCCUGACCCAUUUUCAUGCCUGAAGCGCUGUGUUUGAGAAAUACUUGUGGCCGGGCACUUCAUAUCGCGGGUCGAGAGUGGCUAGAAGCUGGUCGAAGCCAGGCUUUUCAACGGUAGUUAUUGGCAGUAUGUCCCUCGCUAUGGAGCAUGUUACUGCAUGGGUGAUGUCCUUAUGCCGCUUGGACGCUUUGUCGUAUUUUUGGCAAGAAACGAAGUCCAGUUUGGUCUGCUUCACAUGCUUUGUGCUGGUGCUGGCAGCGGUUCUAGAGGAUUCCUCCGACGAUAACGUGGAGCCGCGGCGCUGCCGACACAGCUCGUACUCCUGUGGGUGCGAUCGGUUUAUAUGGUAAAACAAGUUGGUUGUGUUACCAGACUCUUUUCUAAUUCUCUGCAAAUUUUGCAAACGACCGCUGGUCGCUUUUUGUCAGACUUCUAAAAACCAAAACAUUGCCAUGCUGGUGAACUACUGAAACCUUUUUUCGGGACAAUGUCCUCCGCUUCUCCUUGCUGUAUCAUUUUUUCUAAUACACGUGCUGUCUGUUGUGGUUUGAUAGGGGCUGGGCUUGGUGCCGUAGCGUACCUGGGUCUGCGUUUGUGAUUGGUUGGGAGGAAGUAAUGACUGUAGUAAAAGCUACAUGAUAGGCUAUGAUGAAAAAGAAAGGGAAACUGUGUUUUUCUAUCGAACUUUUUAUCGACCCGUUUUUUUUCUAUCGCACCACACGUCUAUCGAUCGAUAUAUAUUGUUAUCGAAUUAUCGUCCAGCACUACCUUGCGUACGACAAUUUUGACAAGAGGAUCGGCAUUUAUCAAUCUGCACAUGAGCGUACGUUACGACCAAAUCUCACGACAGGUCUAACAUCAUGUACGCAAGUUUGAGUCAGUGUGGAUCUGCGGUGCAGCAAAUGUCUGUCUGAAAAUAAUUGAUAAACAAACCUCAAACCUGUCAUUAAUCACAAUCAGCCAGAUUUCAUUAAAGAUUAAGACUUAAAUAAAAUAAAACAAAUUUGUUAUGUCCUUAGUGAAUAGGCCUAUUUGAUAACUGCCCGGAAACACUGCCACAGAGCAGGAGCGCCGUUUUAACAUUACGCACACAUGCACACGCGCCACUGUGGAGCGCUGCGUUUGACUUCUAAAAGGCAGGUAGCUCUGUCUUGGCCCAGCAGCGGGGACGUUGUUGUACAUUCCUGAAAGGGUGUGGGACAUCAUUUGGGCCAGUACAAUUUUGCACAAUGUUACACUGGUGAAUGGAGUGCUGUUGGCUGUGCCGGUCCAACGUGAGGACCUAAUGCCCAGAGAACAAUAACGAGGAGUGACUCCACAAAGAUGCUGGACAGAGGAGACAGGACCUUAUCAAUGGAUUCUGACGUAAAAUAUAAGUUUAGAAAGUGCUCUUGCUAUUUAAUCAGUGAUAAGAAUCCAACAGAAAUCCAUAAAAAUGUGCCUCAGGGGCAGCAACACAAUGUUUGGUGACGUUAAUAAUUAUUUUUGUUCAGCCUCUGUCAGACUCUCCAGUCUGCUCUACAUUACAAAGACGCAACAAAUUAAAACUAAAUACUUUCAACAAUAGGAGCAACGUAACCUAUGUCAUGGCAAUGAAAUAUAUGAGGCAUGUAUGAGAUAUUCAUUUAUCAUCAUGAGCAAUUUAUUGACUAAUGAUUUCUUCAAACUUCAGCCACUGUCCACUAUUCCGCGGCAGCGCUGUUCACCGCCACCAUAAUCCUGCUCCAGACAGGAGUUUUCUGACUGCUUUUAUACCGGUUUUGAUGCGUCCAAAGAGAAAAUCCUUGUUCGUUUCCACCACAGAUGUGAGGAUAUCCACUUUCAGCUCAGAGAAGUUUCACAUCUCUGUAAUAUUUCUCCUCUUUCAUGUUUGACCUCAGUGGGCGAGGCUUCUGAACCACGAAUAUUUAAGGGCGUAAACAUGUUAAUGACGAUCGAUUUCAGCCGCUGCAUUUAUCAAGACCGGAACAUACGUACGCUGGGAUUGGUCAGAUACGAACCGUUUCAUAAAUCUCAAAUGUGUCCUAUUGUACAAUGAAUCCUGCGCUAAGAUCUGCACUCAGAUCUGCACAAGAUUGAUAAAUGAGGGCCCGUGAGUGCAGAUAUAUGAUUUAGAGCACCUCUAUACUGCAGAGCGGACAACAGCAAUUUCAGGGAAGGACUUGCUUGUUUCAGCAAGUAAAUGCUUGUGAACAAAAAUAUCACAUCUAUGAUUCCACACGGACAUAAAGUCUGUUAAAAAGAGAAAUAAGACAUUUUUUUUCUAAUAGCCUGACUGCAUAUGUACUCUAAAAUGUGUCAACACUACCACUUCUGCACAAACAAGCAUAAAUGUUCCAGAUUUUAUUUGUCAGCUGCUUUAGUUGCACUUCCCCCCCUGCCUGUCGUGUGUCUCCGUACUCUGCGGUCUGUCACAGCCUUUGUAUUGUUAACUGUUGCUGUUAACUGGUUGGCAAAUAUCUACACGUAUCGUUCUGCGGGGGGGACAACAUCUCGGUACUGUUAAGUAGCAGCAAAUGCCCCUUGUAAUAACCCCCCGUAUAAACUGUUGUUCAGGACUGCUUACUGACUACAAACCAGAGCAGUGAUUUAAGUUUGCCCUAUCGCUCUGAAGGUCAUCAGACAUCCUGACACCCAAUUGCACUAAACUACUGCAUACAGGGGAGUGUUUAGGAGACAUAAGGCAUUUGCCUGAGUCAUCAUUUAUUGAGCCAGUUAAGCUUUGUUCCUGUUAACCAUUCUGUCCGUUCCCGAUUGCUGACUCAGCUCACCAGUCAUGCAGCUGGUGUUUUCACAUUGGAGUGGACAUGGUCACACGGUGACAGAGGUGCUGAUAGUUCAGUCUCCAACCUUUGAUCCAUUAAAGCUAUUUAGCUCUAAAUUAAAGUCUUAUCUCUGUGUGGGUGGACCAUCUAAACAGAUUAUUGAGGAAAAGUUCCAGGGAAGCUAUUGUUUGUUUGUUUUUUUGCUGAGGUGCUUUAUUAUUCCAAGCAUAGUUGUGAAGGUGAGAUUGUAGUGAAGUGCAUUUUUAGAGGGAACACGGUGCAUCCCUGAGAGAAGAGCACCUCUUAUAUAAGCUUUAUUUAUCUGUAUCAAGUGUGCAAAUGCCAUUCUUAGCUGCAGUGCAGCUGGCCUGUAUGCUUGACAAAUUGUGUUACCAGUAAUCUAAGUCACUUUGUGAUUAGGUCCAAAGCAGUUUUUGCAAUGUGUAACAGCCACUCUGUUAGCACAGGCCUCUUAUUGUCUUUUGGUAGCCUGUCAUGUCAAUGUCCUGCACUAGGCCUGCAAGGCAGGUGUUGACCAAACUAAUGCAUGUUUAAAGUUGAACCUAAGGUUAAGGUCUGAUAGAAUUUCAUCCAAAAUGUGUCCAUCAUCUCCUCUUUAAGAGUCCAAAUCAAACUAUCAACAGUUAAACAGCCCUCUGGCGUUAACAUCAUGUAUAAAAGUAAUCUUCCUACAGCAGGAAACUUAAACACUGAUAGUUUGAAUGGUGUCAUUAUGUCUGCUACCUGUAGUCCAGCUUUAUGGUCGUAAAAUUAGUUCACAUGGACCGAGGAGUACAGGUGUCAGAGGAGCAGUGCAUGAUGGACCUUGAUUGUGAAUGUGUCAAUUGAAAUUUUAUUAUUCCCCCUUCUCCUAACAAGAGUUUUAUUAAUUUGUCUGAAGCUUAUGCUAAUGCCAAGUAUCCUUCUGAUGCUGGUCAAUUAAAGACAGGGUACCAGAGGGAAAACAGAAACACCAAAACAAAGAUGGCAGCUUCAGUCUAGCAGCUAACAGCAUUUUGCUAAAACUGAAACAUAAAUGAUCAGUUUUUUUAUGGACUGGAUCCAGGCAGUAUCUGAAAAUCCACCGAUCUUCUCUGUGGGAUAGACAAACGCUUUGAUGCUGCAGAGGCACUCAGAUUAUUGCCACAAAGCCGGUCUCACUGAGGGAGUGGAUUUACUACAAUAUGAUACAUUAUACUGUUUUAAUUUUUUGAGCUCAUAUUGUUUGUAGAAAAAUAUUUUGUCAUACCAUUGCAGUCUGGCCUGCUCUUGUCUUCUGUCUGCCAUGAUGUCUCCCUUAACUCCUCAGUGGUUGUUCAUGCUGGCAAAUGAUGUUGAUAACUCAAAAUAGUUGAAACCUGUUCUCAUUGAUUCCUGUCACCAAUACUCCAUGCUGCAUUUUAGGCAGUAUUGGACCAACUCUAUUGAUAAAUAGUACAUUAUAAAAAAGGAGGCAGGGCUUAGUUAGCAAGAUUGCUUCUCUAGAGAACACUCUCCUCCGCUUUGUCAGACUUGUUGAACUGCAAAGCCACACAGUUCAAAUGUGAUUAUGGAGUGAUGUCAACUGCAAAUUACACUUUUAGGUUGUGCACGUAGCUUUGGUUUGUGUAGUGUAAAUGCUGUUUUCUGCUCAUGUUUGUAAAAGACCCUGUGUGUUUUCCUAUACAGCCUAAAUGUCAUUUCUGUUGGUUGAAAGAGCAAAGAGCUCUACAGUUUGGCUACCAAAGACAACAAUAAGGAGGAAGAGUAAUGCGGUUAAUGUAGCAUAAUCACUUAUUUUAAGAGUGGCACAAUGUCAACACCUUAGCACAUAUGCAUUAUGCUUUGAAAUGCAGAACCUUUGACUUCUUUUCUGGAAAAAAAACCCCUAUCUGUUAUCCUUCUGUUUUUUGUUUUUUUUUUACCUAUAUUUUUAAUCUUUCACUCUCAACCGGAAUAUUUCCAAAUGAAAUGAAAACAGCCAAAGUUAUUCCCUUGUACAAGUCUGGUGGAAAAGAUCUGGUUUCAAAUUACAGACCAGUUUCUUUGCUGCCUCAAUUCUCGAAAAUUCUUGAGAAAUUAUUUGACAAAAGAUUGCACAGUUUCAUAGAGAAGCACAGUAUCUUAAGUGAAAAUCAGUAUGGUUUUAGAACAAACCAGUCAACAGGAUUAGCCCUCAUCAAACUUAUAAAUGACAUAACCACUGCAAUAGACAAUAAACUAUACACAAUGGGAAUUUUUUUUAAGGCUGCACGAUAUUGGAAAAAACUAACAUUGCGAUUUUUUUCAACCCUGCGAUAUAUAUUGCGAUAUUAAAAAAUACAGGAAUUUUCACCAGAUGACCUGAAUAGCACUUAAUGUUAUGCUGCACUGCUGAAAUCUAGAGGAAAGUUAACCUGCUCUGAUCUUCCCUCUUUUUCUGAAUUUUAGUAGAAUGGCUUCUGUCUGUCUCAGAGGUAUUUUUAGCUUUUAUUGUGCUGGGACGUUAUUGUGGCAACAGAUGAACACAGAACACGUGUUUUGGUCGACAUCAUCCAUUUUGUUACUGAAAUAAUUCCAGAUAACUGACUUCCCUUCUCUUUUUGGCAACAAGUCUUCAUCUUCUGUGGUUUUCUCUGUUUGUUGCUCAGUUUGCGAUCGUUGUUGUUGUUACCGGGGUGCUGAGAAACGCAUGUCCUCCGAGAGUUGCAUGCACCUCACAAAACGCGCACUGCUUGUAGUAGAGUGGUCCACCAAAAUGUACAAUUUAAAACCCAUACAGUUCUUAUUUGUUGGGCUAAACAGUGAUGAGUAAUGUUCCGAAAGUAAUUCUCAGUGGACCCGCGUUUCUCGGCACAACUCCAGUAGCUGCAGCGACUCACUCCAUGUGCAGGACAUGUGCAGGGGUGGGUUUCCUCCUCUCUGAUUUUGAUUGACAGCUGGCAGGGUAGUCUGAUUGGCAACUGAGAACUGAGUCUGAUUGGCAACUGAGUAAAGAACAGAGGUGAUUGGUGGAUCGCUGCACAGCACAUGGAGUGUAUCUCAGUCAGUUACCCUUAAAAUUAACUGAGUUCAUUCACCUCCGACAUCGCAAGCUCUGCAAUGUGACUAUUGAGCACACGUACAUCGCGAUGACGAUGCUCAAACGAUAUAUAUCAUGCAGGCCUAAUUUUUAUAGAUCUAAAAAAAGCGUUCGACACAAUUGAUCAUGACCUUUUACGUCAAAAGAUGUUUAAAUAUGGUGUCAGAGGGGUAGCUCACGCUUGACUUUGUUCUUAUUUAAGUGACAGAUGGCAAUACGUCUCUUCGGGUAAAACUGAUUCUGGACUGUUGAAGGUUAAGUGCGGCGUCCCACAAGGGUCAGUCCUUAGUCCAAAGUUAUUUAUUCUGUAUCUGAAUGAACUCUGUAAUGUGUCUAAGUAUAUGAACUCCAUCCUUUUUGCGGAUGACACAAAUUUUUUUUGUUCUGGAGAGCACUUAUCUGAAAUCAAAUCUACUGUUGAAAAGGAGAUGAAAUUGGUUAAAAAAUGGUUUAGGUACAGAUGUUAAACUGAGCAUUAACGAUGGAGAAAUUGAAAGAGUGUCGGAAGCGAAAUUCUUGGGUGUCAUUUUGGACCAAAGACUGAACUGGAAAACUCAUAUAAAUCAUGUUAAAUCAAAAUUAGCAAAAUCAAUCGGCAUAAUUUACAAGGUAAAGGAUUUAUUGAACCAGUAUGCUUUGUAUAUUUCGUAUUGCUCAAUUGUGGUUCCAUAUAUCACCUACGGUCUGGAAAUAUGGGGGAAUGCAUACCCUACCCAUACGCAACCUAUUUUCAUCUUGCAAAAAAGAGCAGUACGGAUUAUCACCAAUUCAAAUUACAGAGAACCAUCAAAGAAAUUAUUCAUUAAAUUAAGAGCAUUAAAAUUUAAGGACCUGGGCCCGUAUGCACGUUGAAAGGGUUUAGCGUAAACGCGAUUAGGGCUUAAACGCGUUUAGUUAUACGGGCCUUAAACGCGUUUAGUUCCUAUACGAUUUUGGUAUGCACAAUGCUGUAAACGGAACCGUAUAGCUAACCGCGUUUACUGUGUCUUAAACGGGUUGAGUGACGCUUGAGUGACGGUUCGACUGACUGUCGACUGAUCCACUCCUACCAACUCCCCACACACGUCUUGGAAAGAAGAAGUGGCGUAGUACCUUAAGGUUACGAGGACUUGUUGUAGUGGAGUGAGGGUGAAUCCUCGGUUCGAAAGUUCAAUUUCAGCGGAAAUCUCCUGUGUGAGGUCGAGAAUAUGGUGCCGUCGAAAUCUAAACUUACGGAACACUUCGUGGUCGUCAUACGUGUCGAAGGGGUGUUUUCUGUCACGAAAAAUCCUGUUUCGACGCAAUUGUCGCCGCUGUCUUCCUUGGAACAACAAGAGUGCCGCCGUAUUUAAACGCGUUUAGACCAGCUAUUGGACCCCCAGAGGUGCGAUAACUUUAAACACGAAAAUCCGUAUAGGAACGGCUAUACGAAGUGACGUGCAUACCGACAUUUUUGGCGUUUAGGAGUUAAACGCGUUUAGCGGGCUAAACGCGUUUUGCCAAGCAACGUGCAUACGGCCCCUGGUGGACUACAAAAUAGCACAGACCAUGUACAGAGUACAUAAUAAUUCAUUGCCUUGUAAAAUUGUCAAUAUGUUUAAAAAAAGGGAACGUAGGUAUGAGCUCCAAGGGACACAUAUGAUGGAAAAAAUAAAAACUAGAACCAAGAUCAAAGAACAGUGUACUUCGGUUAAAGGUGUGAAUAUAUGGAACGCUCUUGAUGAUGAAUUGAAGAUGUGUCAGACGAUCCACAAAUUCAAAUCGUUGUUUAAAAGCAAGGUGAUCGAAAAUUAUAGAAAUAAUGAUUGAUGUUACGGAUAAACUAAUAUUCAGGAUUUAAUUUGAUUAUUAUUGUUUUAUUUUUUUCUGAGUUUUUUUUUUUUUUUUUGGUUUUGUUGUUGUGUUUUGUUUUCUAUCUAACGUGUGGAAUGAGAUGUUUUGAAUAUUUUGAUUUAGUAAGAAGGAUAGGCGAUAAUAAGCUCUUGCUUCAGCCUAUGCCUUUUCGGUCGGGUUUUCUUUUCUUUUUAAUCUAUUGUAUAUAUUGAAUGGAUAUGACCAGAUCGAAAUAAACUUCAAACCUUCUCCAUUCAAAGUAGUGGUUGUAAGUGCACCCAGUCAUUGCUGCAAGUCCUAUUGGUUCAAAACACUUAAAAAAUCUGAGCUAAAAGCUGGUCAGCAAAGUAAUUGAGGUGACAUGAGGUGACAUUAUGAUGUGAUGUGUCUGGUCAUGUUAGCAAAACAAUCAUCAGGCACAAGUAAACAUCACCACGAGGUGUUCCAAAAUACCACCAAGGAAAAGAAAAUGUAGGUUUGGGUGAAAGACUGGCAAAGUUGUUUGUUGGAGGAAUUAGUUUGUUGUCCAAGCAAUACAAACUAAAAAUGACUAAUGACAUUACAAAUAGGGCCGCACGAUUAAUCGGUUUUAAAUUGUAAUUGGAUUAUUUGAUUAUGACAAUGUUAAAAAAAUUUUAAAAAAUCAGCGAAUCGAUUUUCCUCUCAGUCAAGUCUCGCGCCUCCAGGCCACCGUAGGCUCCCCCUUCCUGCGAGAGCGCUCCCCAGUUCCCACACACACACACCAGUGUGAACAAACAUGGCGUUUGCAAAAGAAGGCGAUAAUUUUGAGCAAGUUGCUACGAAUUUGCAGUUACAGAUGAAGAGCAAACCACUCCCCUCUGCAAAGUCUGUCUGAAGGCAUUCACACAGAAACAAAUUCAGGAGGAUUCUGUCGUACUGGGGCGUUUCGAGUGACUUUAAAUGGCACUUUUUGAAAAGUUGCCCCUAUGAAUAUAAAUCUUCGAGUUGUCGGAGAAAAAAAUCAGGAUUUUAUUUUUGGCCAAAAUCGUGCAGCCCUAAUUACAACCUGUUUAUCCUCCUACCACCAACAAUAGAAAAGAAUAUAAAAAAAAGAGUAUAAGGAAAACGGCAACUCGUUAGCCUCUCCAAACUCUAAAUGGUUAUUGAUACACCACUGUCUGUGUUUGUUGAAUUGGAGACAAAGUUAUUAUGACAAAAGAAGUCAGUGACAAGCAUAGCUGGUGGUAAAGAAGUGUAAAUUGUGUUGUCAAGACAUGAGCAUAUUUGAGACAGGAGACUACUAGCUCCUCCUCAAGGCUGUGGGUUGAGCUUCUGUCAUGUCUGCCAGUGACUGAUAACUGGAGACCAGCCAUUUCUGCUCCUGAUAAAACCUGCAGUCCUCUCGAGUUUUUCUGUGCUCUUGCUGCCUAUUUACAGUCGAAUGUGAACUGGUUUCUUUCAUCUCUCAGUGUCUGGAUCAGGACCAGAUGAAGCUUGUUGUUUCACCCAGCUGUGAUUCUGACCUGAAGCCCAGUUAGUUUUAGUCCCAUGGAGAACGGGACCCCAGCUCUGUGAAGUUAGCAGAGCAGGAUUGUAACAUGCAUGUCAUGUUUUCAUAUGGCAGCUGUGUUUGGCUCAGACAGUUCGCAGGACUUCAAGAUAAACAAGUUAUGACGUGUGUGUAAACAUGAUGGUCUCCGCUGUUUCACAGCAGGUUUUUAUUUCUAUUUUCUUGGUAUUUAAUCUACAGAGCAUGUGAGCUAUCAUGAUUCAGUCUGGAAAACGGAACUCACUCAGACCAGUUUUCUUACUAAUAGACUGGCUGCUUUUCCUAACAAUAACCUAUAAAAGAAGCUUUAUAUCAGCUCAAAGAUUCCUGGUGCGACGACCAGUGAGGAACUAGGAGAAUAUAAAUGCCCAGUGAUGUCUGUAAAGUUGCUAAUCUGGAUGACUUGUUGAUGACUAGAAAUACCUACCUCCUGUCUUAAUGUGUGUGUGUAUCAACCAGUCAGUGACAAGGAUGCCUUAGUGAAAUUCAGCAUUUGUGAAGGGAGCACUACCAGUGUUUAACAUAGCUAAAUGUUGGAUGGAUUAUAAAAUUAGCUUUCUCGUGUCUUCUUACCACUCACAGUAGUUUUACGUUAUGUGUCAUCUUCACUCAUUCAUAUCACACUCUUGCUGGGUACUGCCAGCAGGGGCGGUAUGAGGAUUAGGUAUAUCGCCCAAGAAUACUGAAAAAUGUGGACCGCAGGACGAAGGGUUAAACUCCCAACCCACAGAUGAAGAAAUUGACACGUUCUACCAUCGAUCCACUGCUGCCCCAAAAAUCAGAUACUGUCCUCCAGUCUGCCAGGCUGUCCCACAGUGGGAUCUAGGGCUGCAGCUAUAUCGAAUAUUUUAGUUAACGAGUAUUCCACCAAAUAUUCCAUCGAUUAAUCAAGUAAUCAGAUAAAACUUUUUUUUUUCUUUUAGUUAAAGUGCAAUUAUUAAUAUACAAGAGAAAAUAAGACAUUCAACUUAAUAAUUAACAAUCAAGUGUUUUCCUUUUUUAGAAAGACGGACCACGGAACAAGUGUGUAUGUUAGUGGAUUGCAGUGUUCGUAAGAAAGCUAAUUAUGAUAUUAACUUUCAUCAUGUCCCUUAAGACAUUAGUGUCUGAGAGCUGAAUAGCUCCUGUGUUUCCUGCUUCUGCUACUAGACUGGCAAUGUUAGGCUGCAAGCUAACAUGAAGAGGAGUGUGCAGAGCAGUGCUGUCUCUGUCCACGACUCAGAGGCAAUUGCUAAUGAGCUACUGGAGCUCUGCAGAGGAAAAGCCCCUCUCAUCAUUUAUUUUUUUCCGCUCUGCAAAACCAAAACCAAGCUUACUCCCCCUUCUACCUUGGUGACAUUGGAGCGUUGUGUCACCUUGACUAUAAUCUGCGUGGAACAGUGACGAUUUGAGCUUAUAAACGAGUACUUGAGGCAGAGAAAAUUCCAUUAUUUUUUGUAAUUGAAGUACUCGAGGAAUCAUUUCAGCCCUAGUGGGAUCCACAUCACAGUACAGCUUGAGGGUGGCAUGAGAGGCACGGCUUGUACACAUACACACUCACUCAAAUAUGCACACACACACACACACGCUGUUCCACCCUGCUAGCUCCAUGCUCCAUGUCACCACCUUCGUGCCCUCAUACUGCCUCUGUUGAGGGAGGAUCAGAAGCAGAACGACUUUGCCUCACCAUUACACCUCUGUUUGGUACACAUUGCAGACGAGAUGUAACAGGGAUGUCAAUUGUCUCACUGUAGCUCUCUGUGCUGUCUUAUAGGCAGCAUGGUUUCUGGCAUGCAGCCUCAGAGCCGUCAUGUUAACCAGUAGUGAACUCUGUAUCUCAGCGAUGAAAGGAAUGUUGACCAAGCCUGGAUGGUAUCAAAAAUUCUGCUCAAUAUUUUCAAAUAGGAAUUAAGCUAGCAUCAUUUCCUCAUGUUAUUUUGUGCACAUACAAGCCUUGAUGAUGUUAAAUGUAUCUUUGACUUAUACGAAUGAUCAAUAAAUUGCUUCCGGUUUGUCUAUAGUUUGUCUCUAUCACAAACUUUGUUUUUGACUUUUGUGAGUAGUUUGAAGCCAGAGAAACAUGUCAGGGCAUUUCAAGGCAAUAUGCGAUAACGAUAGUUAUGACAAUAUGUUACAGAAAUUAUUAUUUGUGAUUGCUGCUUCUGUACAACAGCAAUAUUAUUAUUAUUAUUAUUGGUGUUAUUUUGGGGCCCGACCGAUAUGGAUUUUUAGGGGCCGAUGCCAACACAAAUUAUAAAGGGGGGGAUCUGAUUACCAAUUACAGUAUAACUACCACGAUACGACAAAUUUACAUCACUAAAAAAAUGUACAUUGAUAUCAUCGCACAUGGUAUGAUAUGGCACACUCCUAGUGUAAUGGAUGAGAAAAGUAGAUGAAUGAACAAGUGGGAUAAGGAAUAGCAGUAAAAAUAAGUGGAAAUGCUUAAUCAGCAUUUCCCCUUAAUCAGUCAGGCAUUCAAGUAAACAGAGGAUAGUGGACACCUCAUGACACACACAUAUGCUGUGUGUGAAAGGAGAAUGCCGUCAACAGAGUUAUUAUACAGGCUAGAGUGUGUAUUUAUGUGUGUGUGUGUGUGUGUGUGUGUGGGGGGGGGGGGGGUGGAGGUGAAAGGGGGAGGGGUGGUCAGUCAGUGGACUGGAAACACACAGACACACAAAUGCACUCACACUCUUUGGGCUUCCAGCAGAGCUGUGGGAAUGCAUGAAAUUUUGCAGUUAUCUCUACAGUGUGUUUUGUGUGUGUGUUUUCUGCUGAAAAGAGACAACAGGUUGGUGACCAAGCACUCUGCUGCUCUAAAUUAUCAUCAUAUCUACAGAAAGGUUGGAUCACAGCCUCUUACAGACCACUGAGAGGCUCUAUCUGUGGCUUUAUCUAAAGAACUGAUCCACAUAAAAGAUAAAAAGCAUGUUUGGUCAGAAAAAUAUCCUGCAUCCACCAGCAGUACAAAUGUACAAGUUUUGGAUAGGCAGCCAUAGUUUUUGCAGCCAGCAUGUUGUACUUCAACCUGCCAUUAUCCAAAGCCUUGAUAAAGUAGUAACUUAUGUUUCUCACCAGACAGUGUUACAGUUCAGCUGGAAAGACGUCACAGUGAUUUUAAUGGUGCUAUUUUGAAUGUCUGGAUAAUUACACAAGUCUAAAAAAAGAAACAAGUCAUUAAGCUUCAUUAGAUAGAUAUUUGAUUUUGUAUACUGGUUGUUCCACUAGUGGGUUAGCCUCAAAUCAGUGGGCGCUACAGAGCAGAGUGUUGUGGUGCAGCAGUUGGAAGUAAUCAAUCGGACUUCAUCCCAGUUAAAUGUUUGGCUUUUAUCAUGAGGCUUGGUUUGUAUCAGACAAACUGUUACUCUUGCAAUGCACCGUGUACAACAAAACAGAAAAUAUCAUGAUCUAACUGCAUGCUGAGAUAAAAUGAGUAUUUUCUCAGGAAAAUAUGGUAAAAACAAAGAAGCUGGGAGAUAGGGGAAUAUGAACUGCUAAAGGACGAGCUUUCAGAGGGAGACUUGAUUUGUUGAUUUAUGUUUUUUUUUCUUCACAAUUUCCUCUACCUGCCAGAGAUGUUUCUAGUGACUAAUUUUCAAGACUGUUAAUGGAAAUUUUAACAACAACAACAUGCCUGGUUUGAUGUUAAGAAAACAGUCAGUCAAAAUUGAGCCCAUCUUAUCUGACAUGGCUAACUUUUCUUCCACCAUCUGUCUGCUGUGUUUGUUUACAUUCAGGUAUAAAGCAUUUUAGCAUCUGCCUGUUGCUGUUCACUACAGUGGUGAGCAGCAGCACUACAGCCUUGACACAACAUAUGACCACCAUCUCAGGCCUAAAUUGAUAAAAAUGAUUAAUCUGUUUCCCUACCUGGCUUCCAUCUCUGCAGCUCAAAGUUCAGUCUUUGAGUUGACUCAGAUUGUAAAUCUCUGAAGGCUCAUGUGAAAAUGAGAAUCAUCUCACUGCUCUCUCAUUGAUCUCUUUACACAUCUUUGUUGUGCCCUCUGUUUAACUGCUGCUUGUUGUGGCGUUGUUUUUAUUGUUGUACUGACUGCAUUGGGAAAUCUGUCACUAUAGUGUUGCAGUGUGUAACAUGACCUUGACUUGCUCUGUUGUUUGCCGCAGCAGACUGCUCUGUAGCUCUUUGCCAGGCUGCCAGGCAGGCUGGCAUACAGUGAGGCCAUUGUGGUCUUGUGCUUGUCUGGCAUUUUGAAACACUGACUGCUCGACUAUCUCAUCCUUGAGCAUGAGCGGAUAAAGAGAGUGACUGUCCUGCUACUACUUACUGAAUGACUGUCUUCAGCUUGUCCUCUCUGGACACACUACAGAAUGAUCUGCAGAGUCCCAAAGGGUGAGACUCUGACUUGUAAGGCCGGACGAUAUAUCAGCUGAUAAUAAAAACUGAAAUUACUUAUAUUUUUAUUAACACUGAAUUUACAAUUUUUUUUUUAAUCAAAUUUUCUUUUCUGCUGAAAUGAGAAACUUAAAAAUUAAGAAGACAUGACUCUACACACUGGAGCUGGUUUGGUUUAGCAGUGUGAGGCUGUUGAAGCUGCCAUAGUAAAAAGGGAUAGAACGCCGACUAAAACAUGACGGAGGAAUAAACAUGCGUAGCCAUCAGUUUUGUUUGAUGCACACACACACUGACAAAGCAGGGGCAUGCAGUCAUUUAUUAAUUUGCAAUACCUGCCAUUAAUUCACCACACCCCCUUAGACAAUGGUCAAGAGCACAUUCAAAAUCAGCAUGUCAACACCCCCACUUGCUCUUAGGCUGAAUAACAACAUACAGUUGUCAUGUACAUUUGCAAAGAACCCAGUCAAUACAUUUUUCUUCAUGUUUAACCCUUCAUACCACAAAUAAAACACACAAAUCUAUCAAGCAUGGCUUUAGUUACAGGUUUGGUCAAAAUAUCUGCAACCACUUCGCUGUAGGACAAUAUUCAAUAGUUAUCUUUCCAUCAAUAAGUGCAGAUCGAACAAAGUGAUACUUUAUAUCAACAUGUUUACACCUUUGACGGCAUACAGGGUUUUUAGACAAAGCAAUUGCCCCUUGAUUGUCCUCAUAAAUUGUCACUGGUGUGUAAUCAUAUUCAUUGUCCAUUUUGUUUAGUAACUGGACAAGAUAAGGCUCUCCUGUGUAGUAGCUGCCAAAGCCAUGUACUCAGCCUCACAUGUGGAAAGAGCAACUGUAGAUUGUUUCUUAGACUUCCAAGAAAUAACAGGACCAGUUUCAGACAAACUAAAACAGUAACCAGUUGUACUUCUCCUGUCAUUUUGAUCUGCUGCCCAAUCAGCAUCACUAAAUGCAAAAAAAUUAAGAUUUACAUCAUUUCUCCUGUAACACAAUUCCUGGUUUACAGUUUCCUUUGAAUAUCGCAAUACAUGCUUAGCAGCUACCAAGUGUUGUUUUAUUGGUUCAGAAAUGUUGUGACAGCUUGCUGACAAUGAAACCUAGUACAGGUCAUUACAUAGAUCAAGCUACCAACCACUUCUAGGUACCUCUUUGGAUCAACAGGUUCACCUUCAUUUUCAAAUUUCAGUUUGUUUUCACAUGGAGUUGACCUUGGUUUGCAGUGAGUCUGGUUAAUUUUUAUUUCACCAUCUCCUUGUGCAAAGUCAGUGCCCAGGAAAUGUUUAAGUUUGCCAAGAUCUUUCAUUUUAAAUUUUUCUUCCAACAUUUUUUUCACAUCUCUGAGUGUCCGACUAUCACUCGCUGCAAUAAGAUCAUCGACCCAGAUUAUCAGUAUGAUCUUCUCACUUCCAGUUUGUUUACUGUAAACACAAUGGUCAGCAGGAUCUUGAAUUAAAUCAUUUUGGCUUAAGAAAUCAUGUAGCAUUUUAUUCCAAUUCCGCCCUAAAUGUUUCAAACCAUAAAGUGAUUUUUUAAGUUUACAGACAAGCUUUUCACCCGUUUCUGACUUAACCUUAAAUCCCUCUGGCUGUUCCAUGUACAGUUCACACUUCACAGUCAAUAGGGGCAUGUAAAUAUGCAGUUUUUACAUCCAUUUGAUGCAGUUCUAAGGUAUUACGACCCAAUGCUGUAAUAGCAGUCUCUGCGCAAAUGACAUAGUCUGUGACGCUCUCAUUAGCUCCGUGUAGAGGCUGAUCACUCGUGGUUUCCCCAUACCAGCGUAAUGUUCCCUCAGAAUUUUUAGCGCCUUUCUGCCAUCAUUCGUUGCAUCUCUCAUCACCAAGGACAGGCUUUUAUCAUCUAACAGCUGAAUCAGUUCUGCAUACGCGUCUUCAUUUUUCACUGCAUCGUCUGCUGCACCUUCACUCGCCUCACCAGGCAGUUCACUCAGUAUGGUGCCCUUCAAAUUAAGCAGACGCAGCUACGCCAGAAACUUUGUUUGCCACAGUUCGUAGUGUUUCUCAUCUUUGUCGAAACAUAAACGGUUCCAUUGGCUUCCAAGCUCCUUUCUGGGCCCAUAACCUGUUGAAGCUGCCAUAGUAAAAAGGGAUAGAACGCCGACUAAAACAUGACGGAGGAAUAAACAUGCGUAGCCAUCAGUUUUGCUUGACCGGCAUGCACACACACACUGACAAAGCAGGGGCAUGCAGUCAUUUAUUAAUUUGCAAUACCUGCCAUUAAUUCACCACACCCCCUUAGACAAUGGUCAAGAGCACAUUCAAGAUCAGCAUGUUCAACAGAGGCCUUAAACAAACAAAAUAACUGUUUUUAUCGUGCAAAUAUUUCGGACGUCAAUAUUCUUUUUCGAACGUGUAUCCUGUCAGAACAGAGUGCUUUUUGAUAAAAGACACAAACAUUACAAAGAUAACGACCUGAAGGACAACUUGUGCUUUGUGUGCUUGAACAGUUUGCUAAACAUCUUUGUUUUAAGUUUCAUCUGUGCUGACGUAAGCUAGCAGUUGUUACCAUAGUUUCAUUUGCUUAUCUGGUACUGGCCCCGACUCCUGUCUUAGCUAACUGAAGCUAACACUGUUGUUCCUCAACGUCACGUGUUUUUUUUUUUUUUUUUUUAAACUUAAUGUUAAAUUAACUGAGCUUCUCUCUCUCUGGUCUUCUGACCACUCAAAGUUCCUUUACAUCACAUGUCACAUUCACACACUGAUGGCAGAGUUCAUCAGUUGUGGACCAAUUCCAUUCACACAGCACUGGAUGCAGCCAGUGGGGGCAGGUGGGGUCAGGUGUCCUACCCAAGGACACUUAAACAUGUGGACAGCGGGACCUGGGAUUGAACCCCUGACCUUAUUAUUGAGAAACAGCCGACUUUACCACUGUGCAACAGAAAAACAAAAAAUAUAGAUAUAUGGAGCCACUACAAGCUCUGACCUAAUGUAAAGAAAAUGUGGAAAUUCUAAUAGCUUAUGGUUGAGAAUCAAAAUAAAAGUAUUGAGAAAGUAGAGAAAUGUACUGUGUACUGUGAUACACUACAUAAAGUGUUUAUAAACACUCUGCAGAGUAUGUUAAGGCUCCUAAAAUCAUCUCCCUAAGGUCAGAACUCCCUCCCAUGAGAAGCAUUCAAAGGGCUUACUGAUGAGCUGUCCUCAACAGCCUGUAAUGGUGAUGACCCUUCUCUGUGCAGAACAGCUUUUUCUUCAAACUUUACUUAUUUUUGCUGUUGUUAUAAAACCCUGAAAUUUGUGCUCUCACACUCAGUAAAGAGAGGCUGGGUCAAAACAGGUGUGUCUGUCAUACCUACUCUGAUUUAAAGUUAUAAAGAGAUUUAUGGAAGCGUCUGUAAAGUUGGAGGCAGAUUUAACACUUAUAAAAACAUGUGGUUAUAUUUAUGAGAAUGCAUAAACUGUACACAAGGAACAAGAGUUUUUGGUCUCAGAAGUCUGUUUCUGGUCUAUACAGCCACUUUGGUGUGUACUCAUUCUCAAACAGGCAUUUCAUGUUGCAAAACCAUAUUUCUGGGAUUCAGACUUGGAUUUUUAGCAGUAGUUUGAGUCUUUGAGUGGCAGAGUGAUAUAUUUUCCCACAGAACUUGUUCAACUAGUUUAACAAGUUCAAGCUCUGCCUUGACAGUCUUCCACUCUGUCUGGUUGUCCAUGACCAACACCCUCAGCUGUUAUUCCUAUUCCUUUCAUAAUGAUCAUAUAUAGAGGAUGGUGGACGACUAGCUUCUUUACCACUGACAGUGUCAAGUCCUUCCACAGCAUGAUGUUGCAACUAUAUUGUCUGUUUUACUUCACAUUCUGUUUUUUGUGCACAUCGGAGAGACAUUGAUAUACCCCAACAGCAAUGCAGCCACUGCGGCAGGUCAAUAAAGAAAGUAUUAGAAGUCGUUGACCGAUAGCAACAUAGUCUGAACCCGGGUCUCCGCCUGUUCCACGACCACACUUGAAAGCAGCACCACAGCAGGCUCAGUAGCCAAAGUACAGCGCCGCCUCCCCUUGUCAAAGCAGGUGUUAAUGUUUACAAUGAAAGUAAGUUGUAGCACAGCAGUCAGGCGUGUUCUCCUCUGUAGUUUGAUGUCAGUAAAUAACUUCAAGUGGAUGUUAUUAUCGUGUGUCCUUUUUCUGGCAGGACCUAAAGGAUCUACAUCUUUGAGGGUGCGUUUUGUAAGAUGUGCUCUUCUCCAGUCUAAGAUUAUUCAAAGACGCUGUAGCUGUGGUCAAAGAAGCAACUGCACUGUGACUUCCCACGGUGUUACAGAAAAUCACCACCAUUCUUAAUGAAAGCCCAGUACAUUUGUUGAAUGACGUGUUUUAAUUCAGACAAAUUUAAGCUAAUAAAAGUCCCCGGUUGUUAUGCUUGUAAAAUUAUUAUAAAACAGUCAUAUCAAGAUAGUGUUUUCAGCACUAGCAGGUAGACCGGACUCCUCCUAUCAUAAAAUAAGGUCUUAAAUUACAAACAGAGGCAGUAGCAAAAACAAAACUUCAAACCACAUUGAUUCAAAGACAAACCACAGAGUACUGAGUACCGAACGUUUGUGUCUUUUAAAAUAAUUUCCUGUUCUUAGACAACAAAAUAAAGAGAAAUACAAUCACACCUUCAUUUCUAACACCUUAAUAUAAUUCCGUACCAUUAAAAACGACAUACAAACAAAAGUCCAGUGAUAUAAAUUUUGCGUCACAUCACCCACCCUAAGCUUGAUUUCAUCCUUCCUGGAGGAUUUUAAAUGUUGUUACUGAGAGAAUAGAGUUUAGGGAAUCAUUACAUUUGGGAUUAUAUUUUGGCCAGUGUGAUUUACAUCGUAUGCCCAACAAUAACAGCUAUGAAACACACUUGGCCUUUAACUGUUUUGGCAGAGAACCCUUUUUUUUUUUUUUUUUUUUUGGAUGUCCUGAAUUUCAAAUAUUUGAUUCUUUGUGUCUUUUUGUGUCUGCAGGCUUUCAAAGAGAUGCUGUAUGCUGCUCAGGACCAGGCUCCAUCUAUUGAAGGUAUUUCACACACAGUGGCACGUGAACAGUAAGAGCUGUUUCAUUGUUAGUUGUUUCGUAGUACUAUCCAGCUCCAGGGGUGUGGCUCUGCUGUAAGACUUUGUUGAACUGAAUAUAAGAUUACUCCGGUUUAUAAUGACCCCUCCUCUUUUGUAGGAAGGGCCUUUUAAAUACCUAAUCUUGUUUUAAAGAGAAAAGUAUUUGAACUAAAAUAACAUGAAACUCUUUAAAUAAAACAAAGUUAGUUGACUACUUUUUAAAUGAAAUCUUUUUUUUUUUAUGUUGGUCACAUUAAUUAAAGAAAAGAUGAUCACAUUUGUAAAUGAAGCACCCAGCUAUUGAUACUCAAACACUAUAAUGAUAAAAGUCAACUGCAGUGAUUGGAUGGAAGAUGUCUCUUGAAAUGGUCGUAGUAUUUGUUAGGGCCGCAACUAACGAUUAUUUUGAUAAUCGAUUAAUCUGUCGACUAUUUUAAUAACUAAUCGAUUAAUCGGAUAAACACAGAAACUUUUUUUUUUUUUGCUUAUUCCAAAAAUAUUUUUAUUUUCCAAACACCUGAGCUUACUUCUGGUGCUUCCCCAGGACAGCAGCACGACACAACAAUAUAAAAUAAAAAAAAAAUAAUAAAAAUUAAAUAAAUCAAACCGCGCACUGAUUCCAACAGGUACGGGAGGAACUAGUGCAAAAUAAACAGUAGAUCAGCAGCACAAGAUAAAAUAAAGAUCUAUGCCUUGAGCUUGUAGAUUAUGGAAUUAUGAACAUGUGUGCAAAUCUCCCAAUAUAUAUAUAUACAUAUAUAUAUUCUUCCACAUGAAUGUUAACAAAUCUUUGCAACAUUGUUUUCAACAUAUUUUCAGAUGAAAGUUCCCCAUCAAGUAAAGAUGUCGCAGUAACUAAUAAACAAAAAACCGUUGUGUGUCUGUGUGUGCAAAAAUGUGAGUAAACUGAGGUACCGUAUUCAACUGAGGACUUAGACUGAGGCAUCAAAAAGACAACAAAAAUAAAUGAAGGGGCGCUCACUUUCGACAACAAACUCAAUAAACAAACUUAAAGUCUUCUACUACAUGUCAUGUAGUCUUCUACCUCAUGAACCUGGAAUUGCAAUGUAAGAAAGUGAGCAUAUCAACAUACUCCUGGCUGAGGCUUGCUCUUUUCUUUGAGGCAAUGUUGCCUGCGGCUGAAAAGAGCCGCUCAGAUGGAGUUGAGGUUCCCAGUGUCUUAUACAUGAUCACUCCGGUAACGUAGCGGACGCGAAACGGUUAAACUCAAAUGGCGGCGCCCAGUCACCCAUCCACUACCACGAUGACUUGUUUAUUUCUCGGUAGUUUUUAAAUAUAUCGGCAUGACUUUCCCUGUGUCUGCUGAAGUGCCACUGCCUUCACCCAGGCUAAGAAACACAGGUUUUCUCUUCAGAUGCUCACGCAUCAUCGAUGUACUCCCGUGCCAUGCAAAAAGGGCUUUGCAAAUGUUGCACUGAACGCCUUCCUUUUCAGUCUUGGUAAAGUUUUCCCACACCACUGAUGUUUUAGGUCGGGAUUUGGGUUGGAUUGUGUCCAUGUUUUUCUCAGCCUCGGCCAUGGCUGUUUCUUUUCUGUGCGUCCUGCUGAUGUUUACAUGCCGGUGUCCAUGGACAUAUAUAAAGACCCGACGAAUCGAUCACAGAAUUAGUUGGCAACGGAUUUUUUCGUCACGACGAAUCGACUUAAUCGAUUCAUUGUUGCAGCCUUAGUAUUUGUGGGCAAAUGCAUAUUUUCUAGACAGUCUUUACACGCUCAUCAUCCUCAGAUGUUACAGUCAUUGGCACCAUAUUUCUUGGCUGUUUGACAUUUUUGCUGUUAGGUCACCUCUCUACUGCAUCUCAACUCAAUCUCCAUUAUAAGUUAACUGUCUUACUCCUGUGCUUCUUGCUCCAGUCACUAUGUCUCUCCAUUGGUUCUAGCACACUGCAGCUCAGUAACAGCGCUGGAAUGGAGUUUUACUAUCAUUACGCCUUUGUACUUGCUAGGGUUGGGUAUCGAGAAUCGAGUAUCGAUGGGGACCGGGACUAACAUUUCGAUUCUUCCGGUAUCGUUCAAAUAUUAAAAAUUCGAUUCCAAGUUUCGAUGCUGGAGUCCGCCGACCGGAAGAAAUUGCAGCCAGAAAUCAACGAAGAAGAAGCCGCUUAACACCAACGAGGACGGAGCGUAGGAGACGAAGCCACACAGAAAGUGAAGAGAGACAGAGAGAGAAAGUACAUUGCAAUCCACAGCAAUGCAGCCGCUGUGGGUUACAAUGCACUCUCUCUCUCUGUCUGUCUCUUCUCUCUCUCUGUGGCUUCGUCUCAUACGCUCCAUCCUCGUUGGUGUUUGUCAGCUUCUUCUUCGUUGGUCAAAAGUUUGGCUAACUUUAGCAGGAAGAAUGAACUCUUAUCUCAAUGCAACAUUAGCAAUACAGUUAUAUCAUGCAAAGGAGGGUAAACAACCAACAUGAUUAAACACCUCAGGAUUCAUGGAGGAGAACUACCUGAGUACUCGUCUUUGACGCGCUUCGCCGGUGUUGUGCCAUAGAAUGCACCCCUGCUGUAGAAUGCACCCCUUACGGGAGCACGGUGUAAAGUACACAACGAGGCGAAACAAUCCAAGUUUUUCUUACCGUUGAACGGAAUCUAAAGCGUGUGCCUUUAAUGAUUUUAUUCAGGCUAUUCAGAUAUGCCGAAAACAAUAGCCCUCUGAUUCGGAAUAUUUGCUGUCCCGAAAAUAUAAUGUUCUCUACCUUGACAGCUUACUGUACAGUUUAUAUACCCUAGUACACCUCUAUGUGUGCAUUUUUGAGACACAUAAAAACAAAACGAAAGUUUACUGUUCCAUUUGACAUGUUUUCAUGAUCUAAUACUCGUGUUUUUUUUUAAAUAUGAGAUCAUUGUCUUCCACUUUAAGAAGCUAAUGAGUGGAGGUGAGGCAUUCUAUGGGAGGGGUGCAUUCUACAGCACAACACCUGUCUUCCGCUAACCAGUCAGGAUCAGAUAAGUGAAACAAUAAAUUACUUCUGUCCUCUGCUAACAUUGAAGCGGUAAACAAAUUGUACUGUGUACGGUGAGUUAACUUAAAUAUCCAACUAACGUUAGCCCUUGUACUUUUUCAUAGACAAACAACCUGACUACAAAAAUUGGUAUUUAUAUACUGGUUGAAAAUAGCCCUGUGAGAAAUUCAUAGUAAAGUUCUUAAAAAGUUAAUAUGAUUUAAAAAUUCAUGGAGAAGUUCAGAAAUUUCAUCCAAAAAGAAGAGCUCCGGUUAGCGCUAACCCAUUCAAACCAUGCUUUUUUUUUUUUUUUUUUUGAUAUCCUGCCUUUUAAAAGACUCGAAAUAGAGAAUCGAUAGAAAUCGGAAUCGAAAUGAGGAAUCGAAAUCGGAAUCGUUCAAAAUCAAACGAUACCCAACCCUAGUACUUGCACAUUGCACCCUGAAACAGCAUAUCAUUAGUGGUGCAAUUAUUUAACCUUUUAAGCUAACUCUGCAGAAGCAUAAGAGGCACAGCUUGCUAAUACACACUCACAUGCUCUGACACACAGCGCAGCUUCGUCCGGCUGAUUCUAGCGCCGCACAUCGUCACCUUCUCCCCCCUGUUCAUCACAUGCUUUUCAGAGAAAUGGCACCACUGACUGUCUUUGCACUUACUGUUAAACCCAAUUAGAAGCCAAGCAAAUUUUUUCAAAGAAGUUUUUCAGGAAUAAGUGUCCAGGUCUGUUGAGUAUUUAGAAACAGCAUGUUGUCACAGGGAAGCACUCAGAGACCGGAAUAGUUUAUAGCACCCGAGUGCGAAGGUUCUGCUGGGCCACAGAUAAAUAUUUAAGACCUUACAAAACUGAAAACUACUUGUGAACUUGUGCACCUUGUAAUCUUAAAACUCAGUUAUCCUGAUGAGUUGUUUUCAUUCCCUUUUGAAAUAAACUUCCUUCAUAUUCAGUUUGCUCAGUUUAUGCUGUAUAUGGGCAUUGCAUCAUUUUACAGGUAAAAAUUGUGGAGAAGUGAGACUUCUCUCAUCCUGAGCGUUAUGUAUGCAGAACAGCAACCAGUAAAAGAUGAGUAAACACAACAAAGCAAAAGUUUCAGUUUUUCUGGAUCAUAUUUAGUUGUUGUUUCUGCUUUUGUUGAUGCAGAUUUAAUCUGCAUUUCUGGAUGUAGAAGCUAAAUGUGUUCAGACACAGGUCUUUGGGUUCUUGGUUCUUCGCAGAAUUAGUUGAAGAUAUUUCUCCUGUUUUUCUGUUUUUCAAAUAUUUUUACACAGCUUUUUCAGAGUUUAGUUGUCCCUGUUCUGAAACAGUUUUGAAACUUGAUGCUGGCACUAAAUUUAAAAAUGCACAUAUAUAGUCGAUUUUCUCCAAAGCAAUGACAUAUUUGGGUGUCAGCAUUUGUUUUAUUUCUUAUCAAAUGAAUGUUUUGUCACUGUAACAAUCCACCACAGCAAAGGACUAAAAGGAUCCAUGUCUCCUUUGUAUGAAAAUGCCUGAAAGUAAAUUUGUUUGAGCAAGUAAGGUCAUGAUCAUUACUUUUCUGAAAUACUGAAAAUAUCAAGGCAGAGUAUUACAAAACUGAAGACAUGGUUUCUCAACAUUCACAGCCUGACCAAAAUUAAAGGCUCAGAAGAGUCUUAAAAUGUCUUUAAACCGGUUUUUAGAGGCUUCAGUCUUAAUCGUGUAAUGACUAGUCUGAAUUAGCCCCUGCACUGCACACUUUUUAGGCAAUAUUAAAGGUUUGAAGACUGGCACUUGUCUUUUCUAAUGUCGGAGAUGUAAUGCAACAUUACUACAUAUCUGCAAUAAAUAAAUAAAUGAAACACAGUCAACCAUGAAAGGAAGUUAAGUGUUUAGGGUGAGUAUCUAUUAAAAUGGAGCAAAUCAAAACCUGUGUUUAUUUUUAUACAGCUGCUACAGAGAAGAGAAGAGAUUAUUCUUACAACAGAGCAUCAAAUAUGCAUCCUACAUAUACACAAUAAAUGAGAAGAUAAAUGACCGAGUUUAAAGUGGAUGAGAGAUGAAUUAGUGGAAAAAUGAUAGCUGGAAGUAUUAUGAGCUAAUUUACAAAGGAAGCAAAGUACCUCAGUGAAGGCUUUAUUUACACUAGGGGUGGUUGUGAUACUCAAAGGCAGAUUUUAACUCACAUAUUGUAUUCAAACUAGGGCUGAAUGAUUUAAAAGAAAAAUCUAAUUGCAAUUUUUUUCCUCAAUAUUGCGAUUUAAUAUCCGAUUAUUUUUUCAAGGUCCUCUUGUCAUGUAUUUUUCAACAAAUAAUAAAUCAACCUGUAUUGUAGUCAACAAUAUCAGAUUAAUUAUACAUAAAUUGCUCUUUCUGGUAGUUACCAUCACACACACACAGGCUCUCUCUGCUCACUCACUAUCGCGCACACACAUGCACAUGCCAGCAUAUAUGUCAUGAUACUAAUCUACUUACCGAUAGCUAGAUGUAAUCGGUGCCCAAAACACUGGAGUCGAGUCUGUUCAUUCAGCUGUGCUGCCAUCACUGUAUUGGAUGCGUUUUCUGUCGUUAUGCAGACGUAGUUCAAAGUUGAAGCGCUGGUCGCUGGUGUUUUAGCCAUUCAAAUAUCAUACAUGGCUUUGUUGUGUUUUUUUCAAGUGUUGAUAAAGGUUCGUAGUGUUACCUCCUGAUGUAGCAACAGCAGCGAGACAGGUUCUGCAUGUUUUGCCGCAGCAUCUUUUUUUACUCAAAAUAAAUCCACACGACUGCUGUGCUGCUACUCUUUGGUAACAAACUUUAUGCAGCGACAGCUUCUGUAGCUGAAUUAGGCCAUAGUGCGGUAGAGUGCAGUGGCGACUUCUCUCUCUACCUGCUCUGCUUCGCUCCGCUCGCUCACAAGUAACGUGACCAGUCAAAAUCGCAGUCUUAAUCAUUCAGCCCUAAUUUAAACCAAUACUUUUUAGAGGUAAAUGGAUGGAUGGAUAAUAAAUUUAAACGCAAACUCAAGACCUUCCUUUUUAAUCUGGCUUUUUAGCUGAUUUUUGUUUUAUUCUUCUAGCCUCUCUUUUAGUCUACUCUUUUUAUCUUAUGUAUUUUACUACACUUUAAUUCCAGAAUUAUUAUUUUAUGUUUUAACACUAUUUGUUUAUUUUCUUUUAUUAAUUGACUUAAAAACAGUUUUAUUAUAUAAUAUUUUAUUAUUUUAUCAUUAUUACUCUUUUAUUUCAUUUAAAAAAAAAAACAUUUUAUGAGUUUCCUAUAUCUUAUCAUGGUUUUAUCAGUUUAGCUCAGCUCCAGUGUUUCCCCAUUUUUGUUUAAGAUAGUGUUUCCUUGGUCCCCUGGGGCUUCCUGCUGAGCCCUGACUUGGUGUCCCAGUGUGUGUGUGUGUGUGUGUGUGUGUGUGUGUGUGUGUGUGUGUGUGUGUGUGCGCGCGUGUGUGUGUGUGUGUGUGGUGGGGUCUCUGUUAAAUGCGGGCUUUGAGGGUGGGUGGGUGAGUGGGUGGGGUUUUGCAAUUUGUAUUUUAUCUUGUAUUUUAUUCGGUAUCCCCUGAUCCUCUCCUUCUUGUAUUCUUUAAUGUACAGCACUUUGUGAUACAGUCCAUAUAUGAAAAGUGCUCUAUAAAUAAAGUGAUUGAUCGAUUGAUUGAUAAAUCGGUUGGCCGAUUAACGAAGUCGAGUAUUGGUGUAUUGAUAUAAUCAGCAUCAUAUCAACACCGGCCCUCACAAGGUUGAUAUCACCAUUAUCUCUUUAAAUCACAAAUCCAUGUGACAGCAUAUUAAACCUAGGGCUGACUGUUCUGUACAUGCUUUCUCUCACUCUGAUGAAAGCAUGUAAUGAAUGUUGUUUUCUUGUCGGUCCUGCAUUACAAAGACAGUGUCAGUUAUACCUUUUGCCUUCAGCCUCUAUACUUGCCAUUGCAUCUUGUCUGAAAUGGUUUGUUGAAGUAUUGUUUGUUUGUUUUUUUCUUUUAUUUAUGGAGUUCCUUCAUGUUUUCAUGUAGGGACUCAAAGGCUCGCCUGGAUGAUGAACUGAUGUGAUGAAAAGUUGGUGUUCAAAGGAUCAGGUCCCUGUGAUUUGUAAAAAAAAAAAAAAAAAAAAAGGUUAAAGCUAUUGCUCAAGGAUGCAUGAGAGUAAAGCCUGAUGUUGCUGAAUAACAGACCAAAAAAACACCAAUUGUGAAAUGAAAAGUAUAGCCUGGAACAGAGCGACAGACAUGUCAUAAUGGUCAUAAUGAUAAUAAUCAUGAUCAACUGAGCUAAGCACGAUGAGAAAAGAGAAGAAUAAGUCCAAAAAGGGAUGGGGAGAUUACUCAAGUCUGACUGUGGUGCCUGUUUGUGUGUUUGUGCACUGAUGUGGGGAUCGAGCGGGAGCUAGGGAGUGGUCUGGCCACUCCAAUUAACUUAAUUUGGUGUCUUGUUCAAAAGCAGCCAGUCACAGCUGGUGAAUCACAAAGUCUCUGUCAGGUCUGUCUCCAAACCACCUGCCCUGAUUGUUAUUUUGCUGUUAUUGACGUGACAGUGGGUUCAAAUCUGUGGUGGGACACACACAUUCUCCAUGGCCAGUGUUUAAUUAACUUCAGCUGAAUCUGUUUAAGGUUUGAGAUCAAAGAUGGUUGAAAUUACAGGACUUUGUACCUUAGUAUUUGGGAUACAACCUUGAUUUCAGCAUUUUUCCAAAGCAGCCGAGGUUUGAUAUGGAAGCGAUUGUGACUCAUAUCUCAAAUUCAAAAGUAUUAGCAGAAAUGCUUUUUCAUUUCAAAGUCAUGGCUGCACUAUUUGACUCAAAAAUAAAAAUCAAAAGCAAUAUUCCAAAAUGCAUUUUCAUUUUCUUCUUCAAGACUGCUCAUUCUGUGACUAAAUUAAAAAGCAAAAGCAAAUUCAGAAAUGCUUUUUCGUUUUCAUGCUCGCCCCGCAAAAAGUAUCUCCUAAUUCAAUCUGAGUUCACAAUCUCAAGUGGCCCCGGAAACCGACCCCACUCGUUCUGGACCCUUCUGGCCGAUAGGGGGCAGUGAAUCCGUGUAUCAUUCGUUCAAUUGAUAUUCAAUGUAAUUAACACAGCCUGUACACCUCGCUUGUUGGUUGUAUUCAAUGUUUGUGUGGACGUCUACACAACUAUGAUCCAUGCUUCAAAUAAGUAGAAACGAAACACUUGGUGUUAACGAAGAUAUGUUACAAAUAUUUCCUCCUUGGAAAAGCGUCCGCUGUCACCACUGAUCGCAGUCAGCGUGAAUGAAAUCAAACUGUGGAUCGCGGCUAUCUGUUUCAGCGGACUAACAGACUUUAUACUCUUCAUUGUUCUCAUCAAUGAUCGAUGGAUUUGGGAUAUUUUGCAAAUAAAGGGCCAUAAACACAGUGAGAAACAGACAAAAUAGUCAUAGAGAUGCCUUAAAAAUACCUGAGACAGAAUCACUGCAGUCUCUGUCUUUGUUAACCUGUGACUGUAUGCAGAUGACAGCGGUGUGUCAGCUGUGCUGGUCCUUUUUACUCACUCACUUACAGCAUGGAGACGUGGACUCUCCACAUUUAUUAUAAUUAUAUUAUAAUUCCAGUCUAUAUUUUUGACUCAUUUUGUCUUGAGAACAUCAGUUGGAGUAGUCAAAUAAGAUACUGAACCACAAGUUUGAGUGAUUAUUACAGAUGACAAAUUACAGAUAAUACGGAGAGACCAGACUUGCAGCGACCUUUCGGUUCAAGCGCAUCAUUUGAAUUUUUGAUAGAUUUUUUUCUCUCACCCCUAGUAUGCAUGUUGUUUCACCAGCCUCUAUGAACUUGAAUGAAUAUCAAUGAAGUCAGGGAAACAUUUCAAAUAUUUCAAAAGCAGGUUUCUGAAAGUGAGUUAAUUUUACACCCGAGAUCAUUCUUCCUUACAGUGACUCCUGCUUUUUGAACCUGCAUCCUUGGCUUUCCUCUUCACAUGCAGACCCAAACCUCUGCUCUUGUAUUGCACACAGACACACCUGCCUCUCUGUUUAUCUCCCUGGAACAUUAAACUUGACUUUCUUCCUCAGCAGUAUUUUCUGUCAUUUGCAGAAAAAAAACUCAACUUUGCAGUCUUCUGUUUUCACAACAGUCAGUGAGCCAUUUGAGGUGGAGGCUUGUUGUUGAUGACAUAGUGUAUUCAAACCAAUGUGUUACCAGGUGACAUUUGCACCAACCAGCUACACUUACAAGCUUUUAUUGACAACAGCUCAAGUAGGCCUACAUGAAACAGGAGACACCACAAUAGCUGCACUUUGAGGUGGGAAAUCUCAAUCUCCUCACAGAGCUCAGUUAUCAGUACAAGAAAGGAUAUUGUUCAGAUUGUGUUGAUCUCUUUCCCUGACAAAAUCAGACAAACUAAUAAAAAAAACGCAAAGUUUGACUGUCAAACAUUGUUCUCUUUUCCUCAGCUGAGGAAGAAAUAUCUUCACUUUCAUGCAGCAAUGCUGUAAACAUAAAAGUUAGCCUGCCAUGAGAGACAGGAUAUGAGUAGAGAUCUGCAAAGAUGCAUCAUUUGAUUUCAUGAAGUCACCUGAGUUGUCAGUUCACAAGUGAAAGACAGGAAAAGCCUGUACAGUUGCAUUAUCAGCCUGAAAAACACCUGAGCUCAGCUAACCUGGCCUGACCUUUAAAACUGAAUAUUUACCCUGAAAACGAGGAAGUAUCCACACUGAUGUCAGCUGUGGGAUUGUAGCUGAUCUGGGACUUUGAACAGAUCAGGGAUCAGAACUUAGCGCUAAUCAUCUCAUCUCAAUUCUGUCCAUCAGCUGCUGUGAACUGAGCUUAGUUUUCAUCAGAACUGAAGUAACCUUGAAUAAGCAGCCUCUUGGCUCAAAUAUAAGCAGUGCUAAAAAAAAACCCAUCUGAAACACAACCAAAUAAGCAAAAACAGUCUGACUGCUACUUACUGUGUAUGCAGUAACACUAGCAAUAGAGCUGUGUUCAGGAUUUGGGUCGUCUUUGGAUCUUUUGUGAUGUCCUGCUGUCUCAACACCACGUGUCAUCUUAGCUGUACUGUCAUCAUCCAAGGUGAUUAAAAAACGAUGUGUCUGCUGGUAGUUUUCCAGCAGACAUUUGGAGCUCUGACUGUCUUUGCUGAGCCUCACUGUGCUCUGGAUUGGCUAGCAGAUAUUCAAGAUGUAUAGGAUCAGAAAGACUUAUCAGGACCCCCCUGGUUGAAAGUUAUGUUGAAAACACAAAUAAUAUUAUGUUAACACCCUCUCUGCAGGCUGUCGUUCUGCAGAUUGGGCUCCUAAAGUACUAGCGGCUGUAUAAGUUCAAACCUCAGGUUAUUGAAGAAAGAUGCCCUCAUGCUGUCUCACUGCUCCACCUGCUGGUCAAAGCAAGAUAGUUUUAACAGUCCUCUAUCAGCCCUCUCCUUUUUUCUCGUCUCUUUUCUGUCCUCUCUGUAUUUACCUCACAUGUCCAUUAUGGAGCUUUAACUCUAGCUGUGAGACGAUCAGUCAGCUCGUCAUUUUUGUUUGUUCACUAAUUUCACACCUUGUCUUCUCACAGUCACAGACGAGGAUACAGUGAAGAGGUAUUACGCAAAGUUUGAGGAGAAAUUCUUCCAAACAUGUGAAAAAGAGCUCUCCAAGAUCAACACCUUUUACUCAGGUAACAUCUAUGACAAACAGCCACGCUAAAGAUGAGCUUUGUAUUCUGUCUAGCGGUCUAUCUUUGGUGCCGUCCUCAUCUCUUUCUCAAUCCCUCGUCCAGAAAAGCUGGCUGAGGCUCAGCGGCGAUUUGCCACGCUGCAGAAUGAGCUACAGUCCUCGCUGGAUGCCCAAAGGGAGAUCUGGGCAAAUGGACGGGGUCUCAGGAGGAGGAAGACGGUGUUCGCUCUGUCACAGCAGGAGCGAUGCAAACACAGAAACAUUAAGGACCUGCAGCUGGCCUUCUCCGAGUUCUACCUCAGCCUCAUACUGCUGCAAAACUAUCAGGUUACACUUAAACACACACACACACACACACACACACACACACACACACACACACACACACACACACACACGUUGCUCAGCAGUAGAACCAUUUGUUCACCUAAAGCCCUCUAGCUUUCUGUGCUCAGGGUCCAUAUGACCUGAAAAAUAUACAGAGAGGAAGAAACUUGAGUCUGAGAUCUGGAACAAGGAAAUAGAAAUCAUGUCAAUAAGCAGUUCUGGCUGUCAGAAAUGUUGUACCACACAAAUAAUAAGGAGAGAAUAAUGACUCCCUCAAAUCACUGCUCAGUAUUUACUACAGUAGAAACAACAGAGCAAUCAAUAGACUUAGUUUUGGUAAUGAAGUUUGUAAGCCAAUAUAAGAUGUAGAUUCAGUCGGAACUGUACAUUAAACCUCCUCUUUAUCUCCCUCACAGUCUCUCUUUUCUGUUGCUAAUUCAUACAUGUUUGGUUCUUACCAAAUUGCCUCUCUCCUUCUCUGUCUGGACUCUGCAGAACCUGAACUUCACUGGUUUCAGGAAGAUCUUGAAGAAGCAUGAUAAGAUUUUGGAGACAUCAAGAGGGGCUGACUGGAGGGUGGCCCAUGUUGAAGUGGCCCCAUUUUACACAUGCAAGAAAAUCACCCAGCUGAUCUCUGAGACAGAGGUGAAUAUUCUUAAAGAUCUAUAUCUGGUUACCUCAUGCGCUCAUCUGCAGUCAAAUUGUUUUUCAACUGAUUUCCAUCUUUAAUGUUGAUGUCCAAAUUCAGUAACACCCAAAUAGUUCUGAACUUGCUCCAGUGUAUUGCUAUCUGUGUGUAUGUUGAACAUCUGUGUGUAUGUUGAACAACAUUAACAAAAAGAAAGAUAAAAAAAUCAGCUUUUUAAUCGAAAGCCAUUUUCCUUCAAAAGCUGUCAAUGUUGAUUAAAGAAAGAGAAAAUAGACAACACUGACAGCACCAACUUUUCCUCUACUGUGUCCCGUUUGUUGGUGUUGUUGUGACUUCAGUUCGCUUGUGUGAUUGUGUUCUACGGGGUCCAAGCAAACCAUUUAAAAAACACCCAGUGGAGGCAGCAGUAGACCAGUUAUCAGUCCGUCAGUGACAGUACACCUGAAAGGAGAGUGGUACCUUUAGUCAAAAAUGGAUCCUACUCCAGAUUAAAGGUUGAUUUGCAUCUUAGUUGUCAUAGAAGUUGCAGUCUGAUAUUUGAUAUUCCAACAACAGGCUAAGUCCAUCUUCAGCACAGUUCAAAACUUCCAAAACCUGUCCACCUGGUCACCCAAACCCCUAGAUCUAUAGUCGUCCAGCCCAAGUUGACAAGUACCAGAACUGUCCAACAUCAGCCCUCCAACAUUUUCUCCCUGUUUUUUUAGGCACUGGUCACAACAGAGUUGGAAGGAGGUGACAGGCAGAGGGCCAUGAAAAGACUGAGGGUUCCUCCUCUGGGAGCUGCACAGGUCAGACACACACACACACACACACACACACACACACACACACACACACACACACACACACACACACACACACACUCAAACAUACACUUAUACUUAUGAAGUGAUGGCAGCAGUUCCAGUUUAUUUAAAGAGAAGUUAUGAUUUACAAACCAGAUACACUGUCGGAUCAGUCUCAUCAUUUACUUAUCAAAGUGUCGGCUGAAACAGGUUUAAAUAAUCCCAAAUAAAAGUUCUCCAGGAAAAAGAAGGAUAGUACACCACUUCUUCAGACCUCAGGCUCCUCUUAAGUAGACUUUCAAGUACAGAUGACUGCAGUUCAGGACAACCCUUCAAAUGCUAAAUUUGUUUUAUUCCAACCAAACAAACCCACAUUUAAAAAGCAGUCUGGUAGUGAGGGGUCUGGUUUUAAAUAAGUGAAGUUUAAAUUAGGGAUGCACGAUAUUUAUCGGACCGAUAAAAUAUCGGCCGAUUUGGGGGGGAAAUUACGUCAUUUUUUAUCGGUCCGAUAGGUGCAUUUUUCCGAUAGAAAGAUCCGAUAUAUUAAUGAAAUUACGAGUAACGUUUGCAGGCGGAGUAGCCGCCCGUCCGAGACGCGCUGGUUACGUCAUCUAUCGCGCCUUACUCGCAGGUCCCAAGCCUGACCCCGUCACUACCUGACAGAUAAUAAAAUGUCUUCACCAGCAUGGUCGUUUCUCUCAGUGGCAGAAGAUGACAACAGCAUUGCUAUAUGCAAAACCUGUUCAGCGAGGAUUCCGAGAGGAGGAAAGAAGACGUCAAGUAUUAACACAGCGAAUCUGACAGCUCAUCUGAAAAGUCGCCAUCGCGGCGAAGCGGUAGUAAAAGAAUAUGAGACAGCCGCCGAAGCUGCUAGCGGUACUAAAGCUAAGACAACAACACUACGGAGGAUCGAUGUCCCCAUUCAGCGGGCGUUUAAAAACUGCAAAAGCUUCUCAAGAGACAGCGAAAAGGCUAAAGCCAUUAACGACAAAGUGAUGGAGUUCAUAGCGGUCGACGACCAGCCUUUUUCCGUCGUUGAGAACCCGGGUUUUCGCAAGUUAAUAGCACACUUGGAGCCACGUUACACUCUCCCAAGCCGCCGCUUCUUCUCGGAUGUGUCUCUUCCUGCACUCUAUGAUAUUGUCGCCACAUACAUUCACAACCUGAUCGACAAGAACGGACUACACGUGAGUUUUACCACAGACAUAUGGACGUCAGAUGUUAGUCCGGUCAGCAUGCUAAGCCUAACGUCUCAUAAUAGCUCCUUUACAGUUUACAGUUCUGUUGAACAGUUCAGGGGAUAAAAUGAAGUUCUGCUUUUUGCUCUGUUAUUGUUAUUUAUAGCAAAUGACCACAUUUGAAGAGCCAAAAACUUUUGUUUGUUGUUCUAGAUAGGCCAGAGCAACAAAAACAUCAGUUUUCAAUCGCUGCAUCCUGCACAAACUGCAGAUUAUAUGAAGAUUAUAAUAAAUGUAAAAAUAUGAAUUUAUCGGUUAUCGGUAUCGGUAUCGGCCAUGAGAAGAAGAAAAUUAUCGGUUAUCGGUAUCGGUUGAAAUUUUUCAUAUCGUGCAUCACUAGUUUAAAUUUGAAUAUUGGUUUGAUGGUUGAGACUCAAGGUCAGGGAUCCUCCUUUGAACCAAUGAGCUGCCAGGGAAUUAAGUUUGUCUCAGAGCACUGAAAGUGAUGGGUUAAGGGUUUGACAGUAUGAUAAUAUGAACUGCCAUUGCUUAUGUCUCAGUUUAUGUUUUGAUUUGAUUCAUUUGAAACUUGUCCACUGGGCCUGUUAAUAAUCUUUUUGAACGUGUCCUAAAAUCUGUGCUUUCCACUUCGGUGGUCCUGACUGUUUCUAUGUCCUGUGUGCCCUCAGCCUGCUCCUGCAUGGACCACCUUCAGAGUCGGGCUUUACUGUGGAGUCUUUCUGGUCCUGAUAGUCACUGUUGUUAUAGCAGGUAACGUGUGUAUACAUGCAGACUUACAGUCAUCCUUAAUCAUCAGACUUGAAAUGCAUCCUAGAAUUCAGCAGCAUUUGAAGGUCUGAAGGUUUGAAUCAUUUUGUGACUCAGGUUUGACUUCCUGGAAUAUGACAGGCCGGUCUUUCCAGGCUACAAAUACACUGAUCACAUUUUAGUCAUAUUUUAGCAAGCAUUGGUCACAGACGAGCAGCUGUGUUUCAGGGCUUAAAAUAAAACCAUGCAAAGUGUCAUGAAGCUCCAUUUCUCAAUGUUCACUGAAAGCCUAGUUUCUAGAGCAAAUGUGAUAUUAUUGUGGGCCAAGUAUUGUGUGUUAGUUCAGUCAGUAUUUCUCCUUCAUUCAGUACUUAAGUUAAAAAAUUAAACAUCAUCAGUCAGCUCACCUUUUUAAUACUGAUCAGUACAAUCCAUUUAUCCAUCGCUGUGGAGCUUUUUAGCUCUGAUAAUGUUUUCACAGGCUUCAGAGGCUCACACUUUUAAAACAGAGACAGUCUUGGUCACCAUGUUGUGUUAAUUUAAAGACAGGUGUAAAUAGAUGGCAGAAAUGUAAACACCAACACACCUCAUGUAACACCAAAACUAGGGCCCAACCGAUACGGAUUUUUUGGGGCCUAUGCCAAUACAGAUUAUUAGGGGGGGUUUGAUUACCGAUUAAUCGGCCGAUUUUUAAGUUUUUUUUAAUGAAGUUAUAAAAAAAUAUAUAUAUACUGUAGAUAUCUACAGUAUACUUAAUACUACAGUAUAAUAUAUACUGUAGAUAUACUGUAGGCUACUGCUCUUCACGUCAACAGGAAGACUGACUGAUCAAACUCGGACCAGAAAAAUGUUUUCAACUACCCCCGCCAAUCAGUGCCUCCACGUCUUGACUCACGUUAAUCAUUUCCAGUCCGGUUUUAUCUGGAGACAUGCAGCUGCCUCAGUAAAAGAAGUAGCUCGAUCACGUAAUGUGCACUGUUCUUUAUUCUACUGUUACUGGCACAGUUAACAGUGUAGCAAGGCCAAUAGCAGAUGGCUAACUCUAUUAUUACAUGGUGCUUCACCGUUAACUCGGCAUGAGCAAGACCAGCACAGCACAGCGGGGAACAUCGUGCAGUGGGUUAAACUGAAACUUGUUGACUUGUGUAUUUCACAAACUGGUUUAUUCACCAUUGAGGCGGACCACUCUCCUCUGUGCGUCCCUGAGCUGCCUGCUUCUGAUCCGUCACCCUGCUGUGCUGUGAGGUAAUUAGUGGAUGAAGAUUGUCAUGUGGUCGCUGUGCCAUCUACAGGAUAAGUCAGGGGAUCUUUUCAAAUGGAGGAACAUUUUCAAGGUGAAACUGGAUCUUAUUCUCCGCGUUUUAUUUCUGAAAAAAUCGGCGAAAAUCGUCAAGUUUUGGCAGAUUACCGAUUAGUCUCAAACGGGCUAAAAUUGGCCUUAACCAAAACGGUCACUACAGUUCUCCUUAUCUGUCAAACCCUCUCAGUCUCUAAAGAUCAGUCCAAUGUGAUAUCACAAACUCAGGAGUGACAAUGACUAUCUGACUGAACAGUGUUGAAAAAUAGGACUAACCCCUCUAAACUGCAGAUUACAGACAGAUAGGGGACGUCAAAUAGUCUGCAUCACGUAGAGUCAAGGCCACUGCAGAACACACCGAAGUCUCAGGAACAAUGAAAUAAGUCCGCGCCUGGAGUUCAAUGAUUCAGUCAGAAAUGUAAGAUUGUAGGACAAAAGUGGAUCUCUUCUGUUUUGUUCAAAGCCUGACAUGGUUUAACGUGUAGUCCUAGGCUAACUUUAUUCAAAACAUGGAUAAAUAUAAAGUAAAAUCCGUUUGUGACUGUUUUUACAUCCUAAAAUGACAUUGUACUGAAAAAUUCAAUUUAAAUCAAUAGACAUCUAAACUUGAUUCUCACACAGCCUAGAGCAAUGGAGCCCUGACACUUGAAGAGAGGGUUUUUUAGAUGAACAAACAGACAUUUGCUUCCUCGUUUAGUCAGUGUUACUGAGUCAUCUGCCUUUUUUGUCCCCCUCACCUCAUUAUUUGUUCCACCUCAGGAGCUGUUAUGAUUCGAGGUGCUGACGUAUGGCCUAUGGUCAGGAUCUACAGAGGUGGCUUCCUGUUAAUUGAGUUCCUCUUCCUCUUAGGUACACACUUGAACACACACACACACACACACACACACACACACACACACACACACACACACACACACAUAGCACUGCCAAGUUUAAAGUCAAAUUCCAUUCAUUGAGUUCAUUUUUAGGAUGUUGCAAAACUCAAAAAUUUUAAUUGACCAAAGUUGAUGCAAGCACACACAACCUUUGCAUACCACCUAAAUCAGAUCAUUUCUGUUGUUGUGUGUCAGUGUUUUGAGGAUUUUUAUUCAUUGUGUUGAAGGUGGGCAGUUGUAAGUGAAUCAUGUGCAAAGGUAUUUAGAAGAAGAGCAUCAAGGGAAAAAGGCAAAUUUAAUAGAUCUACUGUACGCCACAAAAAAAGAUGGGAAAAGUCCAAAAUAAGAACCAGACUCAUGAAAAAAGACUUAAAAAUGAAAGAAUUUGAAUUAAUUCAGGAACAGGUGGAUCUCAGGUGUUUUCGAGACAAAUAACAAUCUUUACUCAACCACACACUUAUUCAACAAUUCAUUCAUAUCAGGUAAUAUCAAAUAUGCACCAAUUAACAUGUAUAUAUGUGAUCUAAUAAUACCAUUUGAUCGCACUAGAGACAACUGGUGUUACAUGUAAGGACUGAAAAAUACUUGUGGAUGACUACCUUCACAUAUCCUUCUCUCAAUAAAGGGUAAAAAUCUUUGUUGUUUGUUGUUUUUUUUUCCCUCAGGCAUUAACACCUAUGGCUGGAGACAGGCAGGAGUCAACCAUGUACUCAUCUUUGAACUCAACCCCAGAAACAACCUGUCCCACCAGCAUCUGUUUGAGGUCAGUGUGCACUCAAAUGCAAACAUACCCACUAACAAACUUAGCAGAUGAUUCAGAUAAACAUGAGCUGUGGAAAUACACUCACCUUCAGCAGGAUUACACACAGUCAGCUAAUGUGUUCAUGGAGUUUGUAUUUCAUAUAUUUAACAGAACCGGUCUUUGUAUGUUUUUUUUUGUGUGUGUGUGUGUGUGUGUGUGUGUGUGUGUGUGUGUGUGUGUGUGUGUGUGUGUGUGUGUGUGUGUGUGUGUGUGCAGAUUGCAGGUUUGCUGGGAGUGCUUUGGUGCGUCAGCCUGCUGUCUUGUCUGUUCAGUGAUAGCAUCCUGGUACCCAUGCAGGCCAACCCUCUAGCUCUCUAUGGCCUCUUCUUCCUCUUCUUCAUCAACCCCUUCAAGACUUUCUACUACAAGUCACGCUUCUGGCUGCUCAAACUCUUGGUAUUAUCUUCACUUUGAUACUCUUUAUGUUUUCAGUUUUCAAUAAAAUUAAAAGAUCAGGAGUGUUAGGGGCAGAUGGGAAAUAAGGAAGAGUGACUGUUUUUCUCUCCUUCGUCUCUUCUUCCUGUGUACAGAGGAAGUCAAAUACAGACCUUCUCACUGCUUUGUCUGAACAAAGUCUUCUUUUGAACUUUGACAUGCAUGAUCAGAUCAUAAAUCUGCUGAUGGGAGCAGUACAGCUCGUGUUGAAAAAACAGGUGGCUGAUUUUUGGCAUAAAUCUAAUGUAAACAUGGUAUUUGGAGUGAUACAUUGACUUUGAAUCUUCCACAGUUCUGUCCACAUCCAAAGAAUAAUGGGACUGCAUGAUAAAUCAAGCACAGAAGUAAACCUCUUCAAUGACUGAUUUUUGAAACCAUGAUUUAGAGCUGAAUUUCAGUCGAUUAUCAAAUGUUUAAAAUUCUUUUUCUUGUAUUGCACAACAGUUCUCAAGUCCACAUGAACUUUUUAAAGUAAAACACCAAUGUGGUGUAAAACCAUGACUUCAAGGGAGGAGGCAACUUAAAAGUCCGUCCUCGGUGAAAUAGUAUUUCAUUUUUGUUGUUGUUUUGUUUGGUUUGAGAUGAUGACAGAUGAUUGAACAAUUCAAAAAAACACAGGACUGCACACUUAAUGUCCUAAUGUCAAUAUUGUGUGCAGUUACUCUGAGACAAUCCUGUUUCCUUUCUAAGGUCCAGGGUUUCCUUGUUCGGGUUACUUUCUCUCUAUAAAGUGAUUAUAACUUCUCCCAAAGGUUUUCUUCUGGUACAGAAAAGCCACGCUUUAACAGAUGUUUGACAUAUUUUAAUUUUCUUCUCUUCAAUGGCAAAAACCGUGAAAAACUAAAUGAAAUACACAGAAACAAGAAUUGCUUAAUAUCAAAUAUUCCUCAAACUUAAAUAAAAUGUCGAAACAAAUGAAAAUGUCAACACAAACCGGAGUUGUUACAGUCCUUAAAGGUCGGUUAAUUGCCAUCUAGAGUUUUUACCUUUGUCUUACCAACUUCGCUUGCUUCUGACUGCACAUAUGUUUUCUUAAUUGGUCAUGUGGCUGCUGUAUGUGUAGUAUCCAGUGCAAUACAUAAUUUUCGCCAGUAGGGUUCUCACUCACCAACAACUUAGACGCAGAAGAAAACAUCACCUUUUUCUGUUAUAAUAUAAACAAAAAAAACAAAUCUUUCUUUCUGCGACAGCUACAGUGAACACUGUGGAUGUCUGUAUCUGAAAACCUCCCCAGUCUGAAGAGUGACUCCUGCAGACUAAAGCUGAGCAUACUAUGUAUAUGUAUAUAUAAAGCCAACUCUUGAUACUGUCCUCUCUGCCUCUUUGUCUCAGUUUCGAGUGGUGACCGCUCCUUUCCAUCGCGUCGGCUUUGCAGACUUCUGGCUUGCUGACCAGUUGAACUCUCUGGUGGUGGUUCUGAUGGAUCUGGAGUACAUGAUCUGUUUUUACAGUUUUGAGUUAGACUGGAAAAAACACGAUGGACUCAUCAGUAGUCCAGGUGAGACUGAAUCAUGACCACUUUGAAGAAGUUUGUGCACAAUCAAACUGCCUUAUGAUGAUGGUACAUCCACACAUUUCCAUUACCAUGCUGUUUAUUUCACCCCCUGCAGGUAAAGAUGUAUGCAACUCGUACUCCUAUGGUGUGCGCGCGGUGAUCCAGUGUCUUCCUGCCUGGUUCCGAUUUGUCCAGUGUCUGCGCCGUUACCGUGACACCAAACGGGCCUUCCCUCACCUGGUCAACGCUGGGAAAUACUCCACAUCUUUCUUUGUUGUCACCUUUGCUGCUCUGUACAGCACACACAAAGGUAGAAUGAAAACUGGAUCAAAUAUUCCCUGCCCUCUCACUCUACACUGGUUGUUAAAUGAAGUAGUAAAAGCCGCAGUGAAUCCUCAAGUUCUCUCUCUUUCCCUCUCUCCUCCUCAGCAGGAUUGCACACUGAUGCUCAGAUCUUCUUCUACCUAUAUAUCAGCUGUUUAGUGAUCAGCUCAUGUUACACACUAGUCUGGGAUUUAAAAAUGGACUGGGGCCUUUUCGACCGUAAUGCAGGAGAGAACACUUUCCUGAGAGAGGAGAUAGUCUACCCUCAUAAGGUAUUUCAAGUUCCUGCUCACCGAUCUCUUUAUGUUCUAGGGGAGGGGCUGAUCCACAAGUCUGACUCUUUCACUGAUGAUAUAAAAAGUCCUCUGAUGAUAUGAUGGGAACACUCUCUGUCUUCCUUUUCUCUGUCUCUUCUCCAGGCCUACUACUACAGUGCCAUAGUGGAGGAUGUGCUUUUACGUUUUUCCUGGACCCUGACAGUUACCCUCAGCGCAGUCUCUGGUUAUGAUCACAUCUCAGACAUACUGGGGACUAUUCUUGCCCCAAUGGAGGUCUUUCGGUAAAAAGUUCUAUUUUUUCACUCUCCUUUCUUUUGCUUUUCCUUUUUUUCCCACCCAUCUGUUAGUCUUACAUCCGUCUGCUUUACUGUGGCCCUUGUGCAGAGUCAUUUGAAUUGAAAAAUACAAAAAUAUUCAUGGUAGUAAUCUGCGUUGAAGUUCUGUGUGUUGGCUGUUAGACAGACAUCAUGUGGACUUGAAUUAAAAGUUUGAAAACAAAAGUGACUUUCCUCCGCAGACGCUUUGUGUGGAACUUCUUUCGAUUGGAGAACGAGCACUUGAAUAACUGUGGUGAGUUCAGGGCCGUCCGAGACAUAAGUGUAGCUCCACUCAACGCCGAUGACCAGACUCUGCUGGAGCAGAUGAUGGACCAGGAGGAUGGAGUCAGAAACCGGCAGGGCAAGAAGAGCUGGAAGCGGAGCUACAGCAUGAGCCUACGCAGACCACGACUGGCCUCGCAGUGAGUCUCAUCAACAGUCUUAGUUUAAGACUUUUAGGUUCAGAAGUAAAGAAAAUAAACUACAUUGAAGGGGUUGGGAGACAGUGUCUGAGUAGUUAGAAAGUCAGAAAACAAGCUUCUGCCUGAGUGUAAAUGGAGCUUUGUUCAUUUCUACUUGAAUUCUAGUUUGUUGUGGUUUAUGGUAUCAAAAGUUAAUACUGAGUUGAAGCGACGUUGUCUACACUUUUUUUCUCCUUGCUCCAGGUCCAAGACUCGUGACACCAAGGUUUUAAUAGAGGACACGGAUGAUGACUCCUGACAUCAGGCCACGCCCCUCGCCUGGGUCCAGAAUUUAUUCAAAGGAGGCAACUCGACCUCCUAACUGAGAUAUUACCCGGCGGGUUGGGCGUUGGACGUUGAACUUAAUCACAUAUGAGUUUGAAGCUCACAUGACGACUUUAUCCCUCCUCCGAUGCAUGAGCCUCUUCUUGGGUUCAGAACUAUUGCAAAGGAGAAGCGUUGAUUUCUUGAACAAACAACACAGCAACAUGGCGACCAAACUCCUAACCCCUUCACACUAAAACUUAGGAGUGUGCUCAUCACUUAAACGCAUGCUGUCCUCUUGGUUCUUUACAUCUCCAACGAAGGGCGAGACCAACAAGUUCAGAUCCCCUGAUGUCUAGGACCAAAAUGUUCUUCCCUUCCUGUAGCUUUGAGACACACUCCCGGUCUCCAGGUCACACUUAAACAGUCUUAAAGUUCAUCCUGAAAGAUUCCAGAUGAUUCUUGUAUUUGAACCUCAACAUGAACCCAUUUACAGAGGGAAAAUGAGGAAGGUUGACAGUUGUCUUCCUCAUGUGUCAGUGACUUAAUAGGCCUUGUUGACUGUCCCCCUGACCUGUGGCGCUCACACCGGCUGACAGACUACUGCAAACAUUCUUAUAAUGCCAAUCAAUCCCUGGCCUGAGUUUCUUACUCUUAAGCUUGCCCCUUCAAAUCAUCACAAAGCUGCCUACCUGCACCUAGCACGCUUUAGAAAACACACUCACAACAAGCAGAGACACGCAUUUUGUCGAAGGACCGAAUAAGAGCGAAAUGCCUAUGGUGUGUUCCAGCGCACACGAACAGUGAUUGAUAUGCUUGUUUAUGGAUGUGAACCUCGUAACCAUAAUCUUUUGGAGGAGGAGAGAUAAGUACACAAACAUAAGUACACAUACUAGCCAUUAUUUGUAACUGUGGUUGUAAAUACGGAGAAGACCAAAGUAGGAGGUGGUGUGGAAACAUUGAAAAAAUACUCUAAGGACAGACGUCAGACUGUGAGGAACAGCAGCUGAAAUGACUGUUCAGCUGCUGAAGAAGAAGAUUUUUACUUUGCUCCAGAACACAAAGGUCAUUUUAUCAUCUUUGGGAAACUUCUCCUUACUCCAUUUGGUCAAACAAAUAUCCUCCUUGUGGACAUGGUUUGCUGAAUGUAUGUUAAUUUAUUUAUGUAUGUAUGGCUGGGAGAAAAAAAGCCUAAAUAGCACCUUCCUACUCAUUUUAAAAGGUCAGAUUUUAGAAGCUUCUAAGAAACUGAAGUGUCACAAGGAAUAUGUUUUUGUCUCUUGAUCUCUUCAUUGAAAAGAAAGAAAAUAAUUUGGUCAUUUUUGUCGGGUUAACAGGUUUUUGAAUGAGACUAAGAGAAAGAAGGGAGGUCACCAGUCUGUCAUCAAUCUUUCCAAAACUGUUACAGUUAGAGAGUGGGAGAAGAGACACAUGAUUGUGGCUCCUCAGAGGUAGUCAAGACGGGUAGGUCUGAAAACACUGGAGAAAAUGUUGGUGCUUUUUCUCAGUCAAGGAUAUUUGGAGGGUUUGUUUUUUUUUUUUUUUCCACAUUCCUGAAGAGGCUGAAAAAAUUCAGCUAUUGUAUGGAUGUUAAACUGUUUUUGGAGAGUGUUAACCAGCUUCUUAAGUUUACAGUCUGUUUCAUUCACUCCUGUCUGUUUCAACAACCAACCUUUCAGCUUACAAGCACUUCUUAGUUGAACUUGAUAAAGGACUGUACAUGGAGCGUGUUCAGUGACAAAAAUCAGGUGGGACUUCUCAGUAUGUUGUAGGAUUUUGCGCACUUUAACGCCAAACAUUGUGUUCUUUUCUACCUUUUCCUCUGUCGUGGUGACAGACUGAGGGUGUGAGGGACUCGGGCAAAGCACAAAGCUUUUCAUCUGGAGAGUUUAUUUUUACUUCCAAUCAUUUUCGGGACUUUCUUUUAGCCUAAGAAGUUUUUUGGGGAAGACUUACAUGUUGAAUGUGCCAUGGUGUUUUUUUUUUUUUACUUGAACAACCUUUCUUUUUCUUUUUCUUUUUUCUUUUUUUUUUUUUUUUGGGGGGGGGGGGGGGGGUCUAGGGAGCUCUAAGUAGAAAGAAGAAACACUUUUAAAAGAUCCUUUAUUUCUUAAUCAUCCUGAAUGGACUGAAUCUCAGUUUAAGUAAAAACAGUGCAAAUAUUCAACUUUGCCCAAUAAAGUCUCUUACAGCAAUCCAGCAUUCUCAUAUUCUCCGUUUUCCUCUUUACAGCUCACUGUGGAUACCGACACGUUAAUCACAGCAUUUCAUUGUAGACCUGUACCAUUGACUGUAUAUAGAAUAGACACCAUCUGCCUCAUCACUGGGGGAAGCCACUCCAAAAACAGCACCCUCUAGUGACAGGCUGCAGUAUAGGUCAUAAAUCCUGCCUCCUCCAGAAAUCCCUAUGGAGCUAAGGACAAACUUUAGAAAUUAAUUACACAGAAUAUAAAUUUUUCUCCCCCCUGGUUGAAAUGUUGACAUGUAGUUACUGUAAAACAGGUUUGUUCUAAUGUCCUCUUUUUUUCUGUGCAGCUCCGUUUUCAAAAGUUAUUAGGGGGGGUCAUGUUUUCUAUGAUUGACACUUGAUACAGCCUGUGGGCAUGCGAAGAUUGCAUAGAUCACCCAGGGGAUACGCUGUUUGAGCCGAGUGUCAUCACAGCAACUCUCCCGACGAAUGCGUACAAUGCUACUGCGCCAGUGGUGGUUCCAAGAUGUGGAGAAAGUCCUGGGAAUACCAAGAGCAAUUCGGCUUCAAAUCCGUAUAAUGACGGAAGGCAGAACCAAGUUGUCCAUAUAUAUGUACAGUCUAUGGCCUGUACCCAGUAUUGGUUUUCCGCAUUUAAAAACAGUAUAUCAGAAACAAUUGCUAACCUCCCAGAUAGUUGUAAAAAGAGUUUCUGAUGAAGAUGAUUCUUGGAGGUUAAAGUUAGAAAAUUACAAAAAUUUACAGUUUUACAGUCUCACCAUUCUCACUGUGGUGUGUCAACCCAUUCAAAAAAAUUUUGAGUUCCUCGCAGAAUCCUCUGUGCUGGUCACAGAUGUAUGACAAAAAACACGCACUGUACCACAGUUAAUGUGUGUCUUUGUGUGAAGUACCUUACUUGCGUUCUUCCAUCUUUUCAGAGGUGUGUUGCUGUAUUUUUUGCACCGGACUGUGAAGGACACACUUUUGAUUCUGCAUUUGCUUUUUUCCCCCUUGAAGUAGAAGGAGGCUGGGAACUUAUCAGAUGCUGACAUCUGAAAAAUCUGAAAAUAACGAAUCUGUUUUUAUCAUAGUUGGUCUAAUUACUGGUUCUACAAUAAACCACACCAGACAAUAAGGAAGACUUAAUCAGUUUGAGCUGUUGGAACUUGAGGACCUGCUGCGAUCUCAAAACCUCCUGAUAAAGCUGACAAUAGUUCUGAAUUCCAGCUGCAGCGAUCCUCCAUACUCCUGACGCUGUUGGUGGAGAGCUGGUGCUACAGAUAAAUAGUAUGAGCAGAGGCAUGUGCUGUGGGGAAAUUCCUGUGCAGCUUACAGUUUCCUACCAGCAGAUCGUUGCACAAAUGACACACCACAGUUUAUUUUACCGUAAGAUUGCGACUGUGACAGACAGGUGAACCCGCCUUUCUCCAAAAGUCAACUGAAUGAACUUGGUCUGAGUAUUUAUUCUCCUUUUUGUACUACUGGCAAUGUAACCUCUCCAAAGAAAAUCAGAAGUAAUCAUAAAGUCAAUAUUUUCCAUGGAUUUUUGAUCUGUCUUUUUAUUUCAGAAGGUUCCAAAUGUUGACCAAAUUAAAGGUAUUUGCAUUAUGAAA
This is a messenger RNA of Xyrichtys novacula (pearly razorfish), 55170 nucleotides long. The record is from the annotation of a GenBank genome assembly. NCBI's taxonomy places the organism in Eukaryota, Metazoa, Chordata, Actinopteri, Labriformes, Labridae.